Molecule: messenger RNA, 72824 nt
Organism: Podarcis lilfordi (Lilford's wall lizard)
Lineage: Eukaryota; Metazoa; Chordata; Lepidosauria; Squamata; Lacertidae
Source: the annotation of a GenBank genome assembly
CUCCCUUUGAUCUCCCCCGGUGGUCCCGGGGCCCUUUGCCAAGCCGGCUACGCCCGCGGCGCCCGGGAGAGGGCAGCCGUUCGCGGCGAGCCUUCGCCGGCGUCCUCUUGCUCCCUCUCCCUGCCGCGCAGAGCUGCCGUCGGCGCGGAGAUGCUGCGGCGCCCGGAGAGGCUCGCCAGGGAGGCGGGCCGUUUCCUCGCGCCUCGUGGGCCGUCUCCGUGCGCUCAGCGCCGCCGCCGCCUGCGGCCCAGACCCAGCCGCUUGGGGAGCCUCCUUUGCCGCCAGUCCCCGACACGGAAGGAGGCAGUUCCCGCUGUGGGUGUCUCUCCUGCCCUUCUCCGGGACCUACACAAAGGAAGGAGGCGGAGAGUUGCGCAACGCCGCCCAGAACGAGCGAGGCGCUCGGCUGCUUCCAUUCCCGCUCGGGAGCGCCAUGAGCGAGCCGCCUCGCCGUCCUCCGAGGUUUCCAAAGCCGGACGAAUAUGGGAAUGCCGUCGCCGUCGUGGGAUCCCAGCAGGCGCAAUGAUCUUCUGGGGGAAGCUGGAGGAUGACCGAGCGCUAGUAAGGAAAGCCGCGCUUCUUUCGCUUGCCUGUUUGCGCCCAAGGGACUCCCUCGGGAACCCCUUGAAUUCCGGCCCCAUUUACCUGGGGGGUGGCUACAAGACCCACUGAAUUCGACCUAGUUGGGAUGGCGCUGCAAAGUUGUAGUCCUGGACGCACUUGCUCAAUUGCACACGCUGGGGGUUAUUUGCGCGGGAUUGCGCUGCGCGGGAUUUAGGCUGGUUGCAAUCCUUGUGUGGGCGUCGACCUCCUUUGCACUCCGCGUGCUGUUACUGCGGCGUCCACUUCUUUGGACUAGAGGCCACUUCAGCUUGUGCAAGGGUUGUAAGAUACUAGCACGCACAGCUUCUGCAAAGUAUGUUCUUUGCAAAAUGUGCCGUACUUAGUCUGGAACAUAGCAAGCUGACGCAAGCCAGACUUUUCCAGCUCAGUGUUUUCUACCCGACUGGCGGCAGCUUUUGCCUUUAAAACGCUGGAGAGAACAAGUGAGAUGUUAUAUUUGACUGGAUCAGCUAGUCGGGAAUGCGGGCGAGCUUUCUAAACACCUUAUCCCAAUUUGUGCAGCCUGCUCCAAGGGAGCUUCAUUCGGAAGUUCAGUGGGGCUUGCUAAAUGUGAGCAGUAUUGGUACCCCAACUUGUGCUUCAUCCCUUGGAGGUGAGGCUAAGUAAUUACCCUAGGAUUCACCCCCCAAGUAAGUCUGCCUAGGAUUUUGGCUUUGGUGCAGUGAUGCUCUGCAGCUUGCAGAAUUGGAACCCGUAUAUAUUGUUGACUAAACAAGGAAACAGUUGCUAGUUUACAAGCCCUGCAUGUUCUUUAGGCCAUGGUUGGUCUUCAGCAACAUUUAAGCUGAAUAAGUUCUUACAUGUUCAGUUUGGGCUGUUACUCAGCUGCCUGAACUGUUCUGAGAACAAAGGAAUGCCAGGACUGUGCAUUUCAUUAUUAACCAUUCCCUUGGUGAUGGGCACUUCCACGUUUGUGGUACAGCUUUGGAAAUUAGAAAGGGGAAUGCUGUGUGUUGGGGCCAGGCCUGCAUUUCAGCUUUGGGCUGCAGUAUUCUGGGAGUCAACAAGAGCAGCCUUCCCCAACCUUGUGCCCUCCAGAUGUUUUUGGCCACAACUGGGGCUAAUGAGAGAAGAAUUAGGGAACAAAUCAUAGCAACACUUAACCUUCAAAGUGCUCGCAACAACCCUGCAUAGUAAGUCAGCAGUAUUUCAUAUGCCAGACAAGGUUUCUGAGAGGUGAUGGUCUAUCUGUUGAGGUUAGAUUUGAAUCAGGCAUUUCCUAAUUCACAUAUCAUGCUUUGCUUUACUCUUAUCAUGCUGAAGAACAGCAAAUGCUACAGCUCUUGGGCUCUCCUCAAACUAUGUUUCAGAAACUGCUGGAGAGAAUUGCAAGCCAUCUACAAGUGGGAGGAGGUUGUGAAUGUUGGGACUCUGCAGUCAUGUGAAGGCUGAGCUUUCUCUCUCCCCUGAGCAGGGACUUGGGGGGUAGAACAGGGGUGGAAAACCCUGCAGGCAAUAUCAACCCAGGCAACAUGGCUGAUAGUCGGGCAUGAUGGGAGCUGGAGUCUUAAUGACAUCUGGAGAUCUGAAAGCCCCACCUCCAAGGUGGAGAAAGGAGUUAUUCAGCUGCAGAUGCAUUUGGUCCAGCUACCAGGCUAAAGUGACAAGGAGGCAUCGGGUAGCAGUCUUGGAAAGAUCUUGGGAUUUCAUUGCACUAAUUCUUGAGCACAGCAGCAGGAUACACACUGCUGUUCAUGAGAGCCUGGAUGUGACAGUUGGGGAACCUAUGGCUGGAUUCCAGUUCCCAUCAGCCCCAGCCAAUGUGGGCCAACGGUCUGUCAUGAUGGGAUUUGUAGUCCCUUUGUCACCUGAAGGGCCACAGGUUGCCCAUUCCUGCUCCACACACCAAACAUACGUCAGAGCACUUGGACAAGGAUCCUUGCACUUAAUUUUUGGCACAGUUAAUAUAUUUCCUAAUCUUGAACACUUUGCACAGGUGUUGUCAUGGUGGUGUCGAAUGGGCACAACAAUUGGUAUAAUCCAAUUUUAAGUGCUUAUUUAAAGCUGUUGCCUUGGAUAUUAGGAUCAGGCAAUGAAGAAUCUGAUAGUACUCCAUUUUGAGUUGGAUCAUAGACAUAAGAAUUUGUUCUAGAAAUUGCAUGCCAUGCCGAAUAAUGUAUUGGAGCCAUAUCCAGUUUUGGUUAGGUUGUUAAGGCCAGGCCAUGAUAUUUUAGAAACUUUAGAAGUUGCAUAGAAGGGAGAAUUGCACAAGGUGCAACUGCUAUCACUGCAACAUGGUCACAGGGGCAGGGAUGGGUGUUGUGGCAAAUCACACUGGGUUCCUUAAGACCUCCCAAUUCUCACAGAUGACCUAGCAUUUUAACUGGAACACAGGCAGACUGUACCAUGUGGUUUAUCAGCAAAGUGGGAGAACUCUUUGCUCUCAGAUCCUGUUGCUUGAAUCCUAAGUUCCAGCUAGAAGGCAAUACUUGUGGUGUGGUUUGGAACCUCACUCUGCCAUGGACGCUUGUCAGUUUGUGUGUGUUUCACAAAGCCAAUUUUCUGGGGGGCAUUUCCUAUGGCAUUUCCUGUGAGAACUUAGCCUUUGUAUUUAAAUGUGUUGAGAACAUUGGGAACUUGGAGUUAUAACAGAAACUACCAGAACUACUUCUGCUAUUUGUUUAAGAUGGCUUUAAGGGUGGGGGACCUGUAGCCCUCCAGACAUUGGCAUGACUAAUGGUCACUGUUGAUGGGAGAUGACAUUCAACAACAUCUGGAGGGUCAUAGGGUUCACACCCUUAAAGAGGAGCAUAUAGUUUAUACAGCGUUUGGGGUUAAAGGUUGCUUCUGAGCAAGUGGCCUCCUUUUCAUGAAACACACAAUGAAAAUGGUCCACUUGUUGCAAAAGGAACAUCUGUCGGAAGUUUAUUACUUUAUGAACUUAAAACUAUUUCCCGUCCUUUCCAAAAGUAGCUGGCGUUUAUUCAAGCAAUAGGAAAGAAUCCUAAGCUCAAGAGGCUUCUUUGUAGAAGUAGGGGAGCAGAAUGUGAAGGGAAACUGUCCCAUUACGGAAAAGACAGAUGACUCUUUUUGCAAGGGGGUCCAGAUGUAAUGCAAUGCCAGUGGAGGCCUGUUAAUGUAUUGCUCCCUUCCCUCUGCUUACGAGCUCUUUGACUUUUACUAAAACAUGUGCCAUUAACAAAUAAUCAAUAACACAAUUGCAAUCUAUAAAACACUAUUAACAAAAGAGCAACAGAAACAUAAGCUUUACAGCACAAUUACAACAAUAAUCUUAUUAUUUGGUUCCUAUUCCCUUUUCCUUUACUUUUAAAAAAAAUGAAGGCAGGGAUAAGACUUUCACGCUGACACAAUUCUCAGGCAAACAAGUUGUAAUCCCAGUUAAUACCUGUCUUUGCUGAACAUAGCUGGCAUAUUUGUUGCAGGGACAGGCCAGAGUAAGGGGCUGUAGAUACUUUUUAUUGGACUCAUUUCUGUGAGCAGGCUGGUUGCCUUUCUGCACCACUCUCCCACAAACUAUUCUGGUGCCCACUUCUAGCCCAGGGGUAGGCAACCUAAGGCCCGGGGGCCAGAUGUGGCCCAAUCACCUUCUCAAUCCGGCCCGCGGACGGUCUGGGAAUCAGCGUGUUUUUACAUGAGUAGAAUGUGUGCUUUUAUUUAAAAUGCAUCUCUGGGUUAUUUGUGGGGCAUAGGAAUUUGUUCAUUCCCCCCCCCCCAAAAAAAAAUAGUCUGGCCCACCACAAGGUCUGAGGGACAGUGGACCGGCCCCCUGCUGAAAAAGGUUGCUGACCCCUGUUCUAGCCCAAGGGUGGGGAAGCUGUGGCCCCUUCUGAUGUUGCUGGACUCCCAACCCCCAUCAGCCCCAGCAAACAUGACCAAUGGGCAGGGAUGAUGGGAUGUGCAGUCCAGGAACAUCUGAGGGGGCACAGCUGCCCAAGCUCUGUUCUAGCCCUUCGAAGUAUGUUUUUGACCAUUUUAGCUCCCUGACUACAGCCCCUCCUUGGCCCCAGGGAAUAUGGUAAUAUAAAAAAUCGUGGGCACCACAAAAUACCCAUUUCACAGUAGAAAAUUGGUGAUACUCAGCCUCUCACAGACAAAAGGCAGAACACCCACACCAGCCCAAGCAAAUAGUAGACCAAAAAAUAAAAAUAAAAGAGCAGGCAGUCCCUCCCCAACUAAACAAAAGCAAAAUAAUUUAAAAAUACAUAUUGGGAGGGGCAGGGGAAAUUGGCAGGUGACAAAGGAGGGGAUUGAGUGGUGUUCAGCUAAGCUGUACUCAGAGUAGACUACUUCAGUGGGUCUACUCUGAGUAAAGCUGAAUUGAAUACUGUGUUGCCUUUGGUACCACGAUGGGAACCUUAGCUUUCCCCUCUUAUAUCUCCUAUUUUCAGCUCAUCUGCAUCUGGAUCUUCUUUCUCCACUCUUGCCCAACCUUUUCCCUCCCUUUAAGGUUGUAAUCCUACGUUCUCUGUUCCUUGGGUGUAAGUUCCAUUGAGCUCAGUGGAAUUUAGAUCUCACGCUACAUAGGUGACUUGAAGUCCCACUUCCUUUAAAAAUCUUUCCAGUGGAAUAUCCUGGGAAAUGAAGCAUGCAUAACAUAAAAAAAUAAAAUAGUGGCUUAAUGUACAUAUAUUAUUUGUACAACAUUCUAAUUUGGCAAGACUUCUGCAAACCACUUAUACGAUUUCAAAGUAAAAGCAGCACUGUACUUUAAUUUGGAUCUCUCUCUUUACUGACUUGGUUCAAAUCUAAAUAACUGCUCUUGUCCCUGUGUGUUCCUAAAGCAUUUUCUUUGAACCUGCUGAGAAAUAGUACCUGGAACAUGCCCAGAGGCAUUAAUUCUUCUGCAUAUAUUCUUGAGUAGGUCCAUGGUUCUGAAAACAAAUUCCAGUUCUAAGCCCUGAUGAGAUUUCACUGAACUUAUCUUGCACUUUGGUUGUGCCCAGAGGAUUUUCCUCCCUUUCUAUUUCAUGAGUUCUACUGCUUCCUGGUGUUGAUUUUAAAAUAUGUUUCUUCCAGGGCUUGAUUCCCUUGAACUACUUUAAUUAUCUUAAUAUGUGGGGCUUGGCUGCCAGUUUAAGCAUGGGAAAAGUGGGCUGCAGUCCCCUUUUUUCUACCAUGAGAGCUGCUUCCAGCAACUCGGUGUAUCUUUUCCUUGUAUAAAAAUGACCAAAAUAUGAACCUGGAGAACAGAGUGUUACUGAAUGGAAAAGUGGACAUUUUUGUUUACAUCAAGGGGUUUGGGGAACUGGAUUCAUCAUCUACUUGGCAUGUAAAGCAUGCAUCUGGAUCAGCAAAGCAUGUAUAUUUUUAGCAACCUAUUACAUUCAUGCUUUUUGCCAAGUUUUUGAGCUGGUUUGUAGUACUGGAGGCAACUAGUCUUUUUCGGCCUACGCAGUGGAAUUGAGUCUCCUGGCACUCUCUGCAGCAGAGAGACACUAAUCUGCUGUGGAGCUAUUGCGAUGGACAAUAUCAGUUGUCCUUCAAACUCAGAACAAUUGUUUGGGAGCAAUGGUUCUUCCCCACCCAAAGUCAUGAACCAUAAGAUGCUCUCUUUUACUGAGUCAACCCACUGGUUCGUUUAGCUCAGUAUUGUCUGCACUGAUUGACAGUGACUUUCAGAGGGGUCUUUACCAAUUAGCCUACCUGGAGUUGCCUGAGAUCCUCUUGCAUGGAGAUCAGGUGCUCUGCCAUUGAGCUGCAGUUCUCCACUAAAUGAAGCAGCUUGGUUUUCAUUCCCCAACAGCCACAGAAGACACAUCCGAGAGAUCUGGUUCUUCUUGGAAACAGAAAUAGGUGCAAGUCUUAAAAGUGGGGAGCAAACGGGCUUCUUUCAAGUAGCUCAAGCCAUUAAUCCAUCCUAUUCAAGAGUUGCCUUCUAGGUGAUUUUAACUGCCUGUUGCAGAUAUUCUCCCUCCUGUUUUCCUCAAUGUGGUGGAUAUGUAACGAAGGAGAAUUAUGGGGUGAGGGGUGACACUGAAUGUGGUUGGAUCAUUCAGUCACUUCUGAAGUUUUAGUAGUAUUACCUGUGUUGCUUUUGUUAAGAGGAGACUGCCUCUUAUAUGUCUGCAUGAAUCACUGUUUUGAACUUGCCUCUUUCCAGGCAGGAGGCAUGCCCAGAUCAGUGACUCAUGUAAAAGUGCAGGUGUUAGGAAGAUAGGAAUCUGUUUUAUACCGGGGCUGAGUAUUUGACCACUUAGCUCAGUAUAAUCUAGUCUCACCGGCAGAAGUCUUUCCCAUCACCUUUUUGCUACGUUUUAACUGGAGAUGCCAGGGAUGGAAUGGGAGACCUUCCCUGCCACUGAGCUUUGGCAGCUCCCUUAAUGCUUUGGCUCCUCUGAGAGCAGGUAAGUCUUGCUCUUCAGUAUGAACACAUUUAUUUUUAGAGUAUGUUAAGUGCGCCUCUGAUUUUAAUUCAGAAAAUAAGUGUGCCAGCUGUCUGAAGCUUGGGAAGUGCUGAGAGCCAGAAUUCUGGAGAAGGAAGGGAAUAUUUGGACCACCAUAUAUUUCAGUAGUUAAAAAGAGGUGCUGGUCCUUCGACCUGACUCAAACUUACAUCUGACCUGAAGAUCCUGCUUCUUAACCCUCGAUGGGUGACAUGGCUAUAGCCAUUCCAAUACAAGGGAAAGUUGUUUUGCCUAAGCUCAGAGACACACUCUUCUUUAUUACUGCAGAUGUGGCAGAAUUAAGGGCUGGUGGCAAGAAUAUUCAGACAUCCUCCCAUUUAUGUGGGGGUUAUGUUCCAGGCCCCACGCCAUAAGUGAAAUUGUAUACAGUGUGGAGCCUCUAAAAAGCCUAUAGAUUCCUAUUCUUUCCAGUUCUCUCUCCACACAACUCUCCCUUCAACUACGGUCAAAGCUCUAGGGCCGGCUGGAGGCUGAAGAGCGCCUAGGAAAGCGGCUGUUUCUGCUGCGUUACCCUGUGCAUCAGCUGCUAGGCGGGGAGGCUGAGCAGCCUAAACUAAGCCCUACUGCACCUCUGGUCUCUUUGGGGCCGCUUCUACCCUCACUGAAGUCCUCUUUGGGCUCUGGGGGGGGGGGUGUCUCUUUUUGAGCUACAAGGACUCUCCAUCUCCUGCCGUUUCUUGGUUUGAAUCCAUUUGAUUAUUUAUUUCCUUGCACUGUUCGUAUAUGUGGUUGCACGCGAGUAGAACGUGCAUAAGUGUGUGUGUGGGGGUGCCUGUAGUGUUUUCCUUUUUGACAGUCAAAUAGUGAUACAAUGUGCUGGUAUCAAUAUUAAUGCUAUAAAAGAAUAAUUAAUAAAUGCUAUAAUAUGUUAAUUAUCAAAAAGAUAGAUGUUAAAGUGAUAUACAGUGGUACCUUGGGUUACAUACGCUUCAGGUUACAUAUGGUUCAGGUUACAGACUCCGCUAACCCAGAAAUAGUACCCCAGGUUAAGAACUUUGCUUCAGGAUGAGAACAGAAAUCGUGCUCUGGCGGCGUGGCAGCAGGUGGUGCUUCAGGUCAAGAACAGUUUCAGGUUAAGAACAGACCUCCGGAACGAAUUAAGUACUUAACUUGAGGUACCACUGUACAAUCCUGCAAGCUUAAAUAUUCUUACCAGAAAUAAAUAAAUGAAUGAAUUUAUGACAGAGUAUAUCCACUUCAAUACCCACCCACAUGCACACACCCACAAGCUGAAUCUCAGAGGGAAUUACUUGGUGUCUAGGAAAACGCUGCGCAUGCUUUGUGCAGCAAAGUUAAAAUGCCUUUGGUUGCAAUCGUAAUACAGUAAGGCUACUUACGUCCCACUGGCUGAAGUCAGUGCAAUUAAAAUAGCCUAACUUGUGAGCAGCACUGCAGUCUUUGUGAAUAGUAAAGUUCAUGGAAGUCCACAUUUCCUUUGAGGUAGGGUGGGAUGUAGAUGCAGUUGUGUAUUCAAAGAUUCUGCUUCAUUUAUGUAUGUAUGCAGAGGGUUUCAGGAAACAAUACCAAAAUACAUCCUAAUUGCUACACUUUCUCUUACAGUUCAGAUUUUACAUUUGAAUAGCUUCCCAUGAAGAAGCUGAUCAAAAGGUUACGGUGUCUAAACUUAGACAGACUCAAGUUUAAAGGACCUAAUUAGGGAGUUGGAUGAUAAAUAGCUUCAUGACCUCACGCAGGCAAGAUACGGUUAUGUAACUUUUGGACACAGGUUUGUGACCAGUCAUAUCUAAUGCCUUGGAUAGACCAAUAGACCAGUUUGUCAGCAAUCCUUUGUCCAUUGGAAGAAUAUCUUUCCUUAUGCACAACUGCUAAAGUAAUUGGAGAAUCCCCGGGAGAGUCAUUUUGAUUCUGACACUUCUGGAGUUUGGUGGUAGAUUUUAAAAAUGGCAGAGUCUACACCCUCUCCCAGCAUGUCAUUGGAAGCCUCCUCUUGGAUCUCUCAGGCAUUGGGGAGCAGCUGGCUGCAGACCUUUCUGCAACCUUCCGCUCUGUAGUAACUUGGAGCAGGGCUUUUAGUGGGGCUGCCCUCGUUCCGUGGAAUAGCCUUUCUGCCAAGAUAGGGCAGGCACACAAUCCCUGUGCUUUCCAGAAACAGUUGAAGGCAUUUUUGUUGUGACAGGCUUUCCCAGCUGAAUAAAUGGGUCUUUACAAGAAAUGCCAACUUUUUAGGGUUUUACUCUUGUUUUAAAUGUGUUCAUUGUUUUUGUGUUUUCAACUGUUUUUAUCUUAUGUAAAAAAAAUGCCUUGAGACAGUGGUUUGGAAGAUAGUUAAUAAGGUAAUAAUAACCUUGCAUAGGUGAGAUCCAACAUCAUGCCACACACACUGAGAAUGGGUCUCUCUCUGUGUGUCCUCUGGGAGGCAAUCUGGUAGAUCCCAUGGCUUUAAAUGAUCCCCCCAAAGCUGGAAGAACUGAUUGGUCUUUGUCUGGCAUUGAAAGGACAACAGUGAAGGCUCCAAAAUCCAGACUAGUCACCCUGGGCAGAGCAUUCCUGAGGUGAGGCACCAUAACUGAAAAGGCCCUUUCCAAGGUUGGCACACACUGUUUGCCACAUCUGGAAAGCUUCCUUGCCAGCAUUGGAUGUGCUAUCAAAGGCUCACCACUGGCAAGGAAAGCCUUCAUACACUCAUGAGCAGGGGAGGAAGAAGCAGAGUCACACUUGCUAGCCAUGAUACAUAAAGGUAAAGGUAAAGGUACCCCUGCCCGUAUGGGCCAGUCUUGCCAGACUCUAGGGUUGUGCGCUCAUCUCACUCUAUAGGCCGGGAGCCAGCGCUGUCCGCAGACACUUCCUGGUCACGUGGCCAGCGUGACAAGCUGCAUCUGGCGAGCCAGCGCAGCACACGGAACGCCGUUUACCUUCCCGCUGGUAAGCGGUCCCUAUUUAUCUACUUGCACCCGGGGGUGCUUUCGAACUGCUAGGUUGGCAGGCGCUGGGACCGAACGACGGGAGCGCACCCCGCCGCGGGGAUUCGAACCACCGACCAUGCGAUCGGCAAGUCCUAGGCGCUGAGGUUUUACCCACAGCGCCACCCGCAUCCCAGCCAUGAUACAUACACCAGCACAUUUGGCAAGUGCGAGAAGGGACCUACAUUUAUUUUGUGCUGGUGUAAUUGCACUUUGAUGUGAGGUGGAAUGGUGGUCCAAUCCCACCUUUAAUGGAAAAACACCAGAUAUGGGCAUAGCACUGAAUGCAUGGGUGGCAGGGGUGGGUUUGAUGUGUGUGUUGAUGGCAGGAGGAUGGGGUUAUAUCUUGCAGCCCCGCAGCCCUAUCAUCCAUUGUUUCUUAGCCAUGAAAAGAUUCAUCUCAAACCCCCAUAUUGAGAAGGAAUAUGCUCCAAUUGGAGCAAGACGUUACAGAGAAGAGGUGGAAACAGUCCAUAAGAAAGCGCCUGGAUACAGAUAUGGCCUUCUGUACUACACAUUGUCUUAGGUGUGGCGAGAUUACAUUACAAAAGUCUCAGGUCCCGUGACUUGUUUGAUGUUAGUGGUUGCGUGGUGAAGCCUUGAGCUCUAGUUUAUGGUGCAGUGACCAGUCUCUUGCAUGCUGUAACUCAGGUUAAGAUUGCAGCUCAGCACGCUCUGGUUCAGCUUCUGAAUUUCUCCCCUGGUGCCUUGAGAUGUGUCACAGCAUUAGGAAGAUCAGUCAAUGUUCUGAAAGGGCAGCUUGUAAUAGCACUAUGAUCAUAUCAAAAACCUUGUGUUAACCAGCCACAUAGUAGUGUCACCCUAACCCUCUAAAAAAAUCAAAUUUCUCUACUCAAAUCUCCCAUUUCCUUCUGAUUCCAGGCAGGUGAUGACCACAUUUCCAGCAAUGUGUAUUUGUUUUGUAUUACCAGUUGUAACAGCUGCUUUUAAAAAUAAGUUGUUGAUUCUUCCCAUUGGAUUUGCUUUUAUUUACUUUUAAAAAAACCAACAACAUUGUUUGCAAAUAGUUUUAUUAAUGCUAUGGGCCAUUUGGGGGUUUCAUUGUGAAGAGCUGGAACCUGGGAAAUAAUCAUCACUUGAGCUAUCAGCUGAUUACAUUCACAUAUUAGUUAUUCCAGCUAAAUUGAAUUAUGUGUUAAGCACAGGCUUCCCUAUUACUGUUUUACACAGCUGAAUUAAUAAGAAAUCAAUGGUGUGUGUAGUAGUUAGUGCGUCAGUCUAGAAAUGGAAACUGUUAAAGAAAGAUGGACAGACAGACAGACCAAAAGUCAAAUCAACUUUCAGCCAUGAAGUUUACUGGGUGGCCAUGGGCCAGCCAUUAUUUCACAACCUAACUCACUUCACAGAGUUGUUGUACAAAUGAAAUAAGUGCCACCAUGAGCUUCUGAGAGGAAAGAUGGAAAAACAAAUAAUUAUAAGAUCCCCAAUUCCUGUAAACAAUGUGUUAUUUAGUAAUUCAUCAAGCCAAUGGCUUCCAAUGUAUGAUAGACUGUUCUGGUGAAGUCUUUUCCUGUCUUAGCAUACUUUACAGUUUUCAGCAAGAACUGUUUGUACCAGCCUUAAAAAAAAAGGGGGGGGGGGAAGCUGCCCUUGCUCCUAAACUUUUAAGAGCAUCCCUGCUGUGCAGAAAUUUGCCAGCCUUUCUGACAUGUUGACAAAAUGACUAGAGAAGCUUAGAAUUGGAGAGUUGGAAGGGACCCCAAGGCUCAUCUAUUCCAACCCCUUGCAAUGCAGGAAUCAUGACUAAAUAAUCCCUGACAGAUGGUCAUCAAACAUCUGUUUAAAAACCUCCAAUAAGAACCCACCACCUCAUUCUAGUCUUACCCUGCCUCCUUCAGUGGAUUAAUAGAUCUGUGAGCUGCUAUCAUUUUAAUUACCCACAAUACUCUGAAGCUAUGUUACAUUGGGGGUAUUGUGGUUAAUUAAAAUGGCAGUCCCCACCAGAUUCUGCCCACCACCAUAAACUGCUGAUUCCUGCCACCAGCAGGUAAGGCUGUUCAGAGCUAGUGCAGUCGUACCUUGGAAGUCAAACAGAAUCUGUUCCAGAAGUCCGUUCGACUUUCAAAACGUUUGGAAACAAAAGUGUGGCUUCUGAUUGGCUGCAGGAAGCUCCUGCAGCCAAUCGGAAGCCAUGGAAGCCCCAUCGGACAUUUGACUUCCAAAAAUAGUUCGCAAACCGGAACAGUCACUUCCAGGUUUGCAGUGUUUGGGAGCCAAAACGUUUUGAGAACUAAGCUGUUCGAAAACCAAGGUACAACUGUGUAGUAAUUUAUCUAUUACUUAAAAGCGCAGCUGGCUCAGGUCUUUCAUACUGGAAAGUCUCAUAGAUACUAGAUGAUGUGUGAAUGUAAGAUGCAUGUUUGCUGGCAACAUUCAUGCUGUGAAAAUAGGAACACGCCAAUUCAAGCAUGUCAGUUCAAUAUACUUUAAAAGCAAGGAUAGCCAAAACCUUGACCAGCUUCAGUUUGUAUUGUGUAAAUUGGCAAUUGCUUUUGAGUUGAGCUUAAUCCUAUGUGUUGUGCCCUAUGCUGAGAGACAGUAUGGUGAAAUGAUGGACCUGUGAGUGGGGAAACCCGUGUUCACACACCUGCUCAGCCAUAAGCCACACCAGGUGAUCCACAACCAGUUACCAUCUCUCAGCCUUAGCUACUUUACAAGAUUGUACACAUGCUGCCAACAGCAGCUUAUUAUUGUGUAAUUAUUAUUAAAAGGAAAAAUGUAGUGAUGUGGUGGAUAGACACUGACGUUGGUAACAUGUUUUGGCAUUUAUGACAUAAUGUCUUGAGUGUGUCUGGGGCCUGAUAAUGUCACAUGACCUUACCUGUCAGCAAAAUGUACACAACUAAUAGCCAUUAUAUAAGAAGACAAGAUACACUAUAAUAGAUAAUAACAUUUCAAGACAGGAAGUGGAGACGAAUGCAUUAGCUGGCAGAAGCAAGAAGGGAAGAAUCCUAAGCAUGUUUCUGACCUUAUGAUACCAUGACUUAAAUACUCCAAGAAUAGCAAUGACUUAAUGGCACCAAAGUCAACUAGGAUCUGACAUAGAGAUUGUGAGCUGACAGUGCUGAGACAGAAAUACCUUCCUCCCUGUCAAGUUUUUUUGCCUAGCUGUUAAAACUCUGCAGGCCUGAUAAUAAUAGGCUUCAGAAACGAAUGUGCUAUAUCAAAAACCACUGAAUUAGGGAAAGACUUAAGAGAAUAAAUAUACAUAAAGUUGGAACCUGCAACAAACAUUUCUUUUAUUACAUCUAUAUCCUCCCCUUCCAUUGUGGAACCCAAGGUGGCACAGAUGUGGGUCCCAGGUGGUCACCGACCAGGCUAGUUUUAGCUUCAGCAAGUUGGUGGCCUCAUGUGUCUCCUGACCAUCUCCUGUAAAACGUUGCAGUGUGGUAUUCCUGCUCAGGGUUCCAGCCUGCCAGCCAUGCUUUCUGCCAGUACCUAUAUUCUAUUCCACUCACCACUUCCCUAUGUUUUCAUUUUCUCCCCCCUGCUGUCAGCGUUGCAUUGCCACUGAAUAUGGUCACUCCUCAUUGGGCUGUUUUGGGGUCUGCCCUGAGGUUCUUUUUUAAAGUUGUUUUUAUACUAAAGCAAACCCUGAGGUUCCUUCAAGCAUUCCCUCUUUGGCCUGGAUGGUGCCAUUUUGGCUAUCUAAGGAUCCAGCCGCCAAGGAACUUGCUAAAGAGAUGGAAUGAUGAUUCUAAUUUGAAAGCCAAUGUGGUUAAUAGGGGCUGGAAUGUUGGGCAUAGUCCAUAAAGUACUGGAGUUGAAUCGUCACUCAUACUGAGUAAUCUUAGGCCAGACACAUUCCUUCAAUCCAACCUCUCCCAUUGGGCUUUUGUGAAAAUAAGAAAGGUAGGUGCCGUAUCACCUAGACUCCUUGAAAGAAUGUUUUUUUUUUUUAUUAAAAAAUGGCAGCUAUAGUUUCAUAUAUCAAGGCAGUAAUGAUUCUAUGGUGCUCACAAACUGCUUAUUUUUCACAAAGGGAUUUAUAUGCUGGAUUGCUAUGACAAAACUUUAACAAGAAGUUUUUUUCAUGAGGGAAUUUAUACUGGCAUACAGUUGCAUUGUACACAGCCUUCCAGUUAACUGCUGGCUCACUCAUCUACACUAAGUACUGUUCUUUCUGAGAGAGUAACAUGUCACACCCCACUGCACGAGCCAAAUGGUGACAGAUAGGAAGCAUGACAGCAGAUGUGCUGAUGGGGUGGUAGAGUUUUUUCAACUAGCAUGCCUGCCUGAUAUAAUUCAUAUGUACUGUCAGGUGAGCCCUGUGUAGAGGUUUGAAAGCUGCUUACCUUUCAUGGCAAUGGGCAUCUGGAUCUUCCUCCUUUCCCAGAAGCCAUUCCCCAACUCAGCUCAACAGGAGAUGGGUUUGCAGCAUCCCUCUAGACACAGACCAUUUCCCCUGUGGUUUGAUAGGUGGGGUUUCCUCUUUUCCUUUACCCAUCCUCUCUCUUCUAAAAGAAGUCUUUCCAGUUGGAGGAUGUUUUGGUAUGACCACAACUUCUGCUUUCAUCAUGUCCCUUCUGAUGCCUUUCUUAAACUAAUAUCCUCCAGAUGUUUUGGAUUCCCAACUCCCAUCAGCCGUAGCCAGUAUGUCUGGUGGUCAGGGAUAAUGGAAAUGGUAGUCCCAAACAUUUGGGAGGGCACCAGGCUGGAGAAGACUGAUAUACAAUUUCUGAAUCUUCUUAUUGUCACUCCAGCAAGGGUCUACUUCCCUUCACUCAGCUCAGUAAUUACAGCUGGUGCUUCUUUCCCUGCUGUUUCCUUGUUGUGGGUACUGCAUGCCCACAGUUGCUUUUUCUCAGACCCUGCCUGCACUUAUGCUUAUCAUUAUGUCUUAAGAGAUGCUAAUCUGAAAUGGUAGAUGGGAUGUGGAUCUAUAAAGCCUAGGUUAAAAUUCCCGUUCUGUAACAAAUAUUUAAGAUCCCAGUCCCUGCCUCAGUAGCCUAUUAUAAACCAAAAGUAAUAAUCAUUGGGUUAAUGAAUGAAUGAAUAUAGUGUGACGGCUGUCAGCUUUGGUGGUGGUGGUGGGGAGUGAAUUAACAUUUUUUCUGGCCUUCCUGUGGUUAUCAGAUUUUUAAAAACGCAGUGUUGAUAAACAAUCUCAUCCUUGGUCUCCCCCCCCCCCCCCAUUUUUUGUAUGCUGGUUAAGAGAAAAGUUAGCCUGUUUUUGAGCGAAAAGAGAUUAAAACUUUAUAAAGAUAAAACUUAGGAAACAUGAUGGAACAAAUAACCUGAGGGAUGUUAGACUUUUUUGCUCUGCAGAGCCAGUGUGGUGUAGUGGUUAAGAGCGGUAGUCUCGUAAUCUGGGAAACCGGGUUCGUGUCUCCGCUCCUCCACAUGCAGCUGCUGGGUGACCUUGGGCCAGUCACACUUCUUUGAAGUCUCUCAGCCCCACUCACCUCACAGAGUGUUUGUUGUGGGGGAGGAAGGAAAAGGAGAAUGUUAGCCGCUUUGAGACUCCUGAAGGGGAGUGAAAGGCGGGAUAUCAAAUCCAAACUCCUCCUCCUCCUCCUCCUCCUCUUCUUCUUCUUCUUCUUCUUCUUCUUCUUCUUCUUCUUCUUCUUCAUCUCAUAUCUGAGACUGAUUCACACACCACUGUUAAGUGUAUGAUAAACCAGUUCCUAUGUAUUAUAGAAAACCCAAAGAUGUAAAUACCAGUAUAAAAGCACAUUGCUUGUUUGCAUGUUCCAUCUCCAGUUGGAGGCAGUCGACGGGGAGCAUAAGUGGUUGUUUCUUCAGCUUGUAAACACCUUGUGUAUAGUAAUAUAGAAAGCUGGUAUACAAAUUAAAAGUGAAAUGAAAUGAGAGCGCUGUUGUGCUUACUCAGCUUUAGGCUUCCCAGAGCCAAGUAGCUACCCUGGGCUCCUUUGGUAGGAAGGGUGGGAUAUAAAUUUAAUGAAUGAAUAUUUUGGUUGGUCACUGUGAGAACAGGAUGGUAGACUCAGUGCAUCAUUGGCCUGAUCCAGCAGGCUCUUUAAAUUUGUUUGACAACUAUUUCUUCAAGGAAACCAGUGCCUUUUCUGGCCAUGGGUAUCUAGAGGUAGUCAGGACUGCUUGCAGGAAGUACUUCUUUACAUAGGUCAUUGUUAAAAUUAUGGAAUUUACUCCCACAAAAUGCCACGAUAGCCGCCAACUUUGACGGUUUUAGAAAGGGCUUAGCCAAAUUCAUGGAGGAUAAGGCUACCAGUCAUGAUAGUUGUGUACUGCCUCUACCAAUGCCAGUUGACAGGAAUCCUAAGUGGGAAGAGCAUCUGAUGCUUCUGGUUUCCCAUAUGCCUCUAGCUGGCAACUGCAGGAACAAAAGUCAGUCAUUUUAAUUGUUUUGUACUGCUUUUAAUAUUUUUAUAUUGCUGCACACUGCUCUGAUAUUUUAUGAGAGGGUGGCGGUAUAUGAAUAUAAACAAACAGGAUUCUCUGCCAGAUGGGCCUUUGGUCUCUUCUUAUGUUCAUGUUAGAAUACAAGGUUUCAUAUAUGGAAAAAACAGAUUGAUGUUUUAGGUCAGGCUUGGGGAACUUUUGGGACUCCAGCCCUCAUCAGCCUUGGCGCCUGCAUAACCCAUAGUCAGAGAUGGUAAGAAUUUUUAUUCCUGCAACAUCUGCAGAGCCACAAGUUCCCCGCUCCUAUUUCAGGUACUUUAAAUGCCAGAAUCGCGAGGGAAGAGCAAGAGAACCCAGUUAGCAGCCUGUGCCAAUACAGAUCAGCGCCACAGGUGUGUCCCGUCCCGUCCCGUCACCCCCCCCCCCCCCGCCCGGUUACUGGUGAUCUCACUUUUAGCACUAAAUUGCCCUGCUUUUAUCAGUGAGAUAACGCGGAGAGCUUUCUCUCCGGCGGGAGGCAUGCGGCCAAGCGCACGAGGCGCUGAUGCUGUAACAGCCAUCAUUUUGCAAAGAUUACGCACGGCGAGGUUGAAUCAUUGGACCCGCGAGGGAGGCAGGAUCCCGGGCGGAACGAAGUCGCCUUCCUCCCACCGCGGACACCCGGCUCGGCCUGCCUCCGUCUUCCCUGCCGCUCCCUUCACCCCCUGCCCGGCGGCCUCCCCUUUUCUCUCCCGGAGCUGUGCUGCUCGCUUCUGACUCGGCGGCGGGUGGGACGUUCUGCUCUCCUCCUCCUCCUCCUUCCGGGUGGCGGCGCCCGGCUCCAUUCCAUUCUCUGACCACAGGAGCGAACGAGAGCGCCUGUGGCGGGCUUUGUCCCUAGACGCUCUCCGUACUACCGAGGCUCCCGGCUUCGCUCCUCUCGGAGCCUCUUUUCAAGAUGGCGGCCGCACGGCUGGCUCUGCGCGGCCGAGUCUCCCUGCAGCCGGGUCGCCAGUGACGCCCUCCUGCUGCCUCCGCCGGUGCAGCUGACCCGGCUCCGCGCCCCACUUCUCUCGCCUGCAGAAGGCCUCCCGCCGCCGCCGCCGCAGCUAUGCCAUCCUUGGUGCACGCAUGAGAGAGGCUACCUCCGCCGCCGCCGCCAUCGCCGCCCGAGCCAUGGAGGAGCCGGAGCCGGAGUGCAGCGAGGCUGCCAAAAAGUAACGCAUUGGUGGGGACCGGGGGUGAGAGGGAAUAGUUUCGUUCGCUUCUCCUCUUUCCCCCUGCUGUUUAAAUUGCAGCAGCCACAAGGUCGCCUCUUUGCACAGCAGGAGACUCUUGCAUCCCCUUCACAAUAGGCUCCGGUCUGCAAGCUUCCGCUUGCCCGGCUGUUCCUGCAAGGGAGCUUUUCUCUGGAUGCUGCCUUGGCUGGGAAAGGGGUGGGAGUGGAUGUCCGUCUGUCUGAUGUUCAGCUUCGCCGGUGACCUGCUUCGUUGAUUUUAGUAGCAUUGCCUGUGGGGUAAAGCUGGGUUCUGCAGUUUUACAGUCUCGGGGACACCCCACUCCUGGGUAAGGGAAUUAAUGGUUAAAACAAGCAAACAAACCGAGGGACAAAACUAGGAGUUGACAGUUGUGUGUGUUUAUUUGGACUUCAGUUGAUUUUGGUGCAAGGGAGCAUCUUGAAAAAGUGUUGUGUUCUGGAUUUGGGAACCAUUAUUAAAAUGUAUAGAUCGAUCCAGAUGCAAGGUGACCUGCAUUAUUAUUUUUCUAGCCCAAGAAGAUCCUUUUGAACCCCCUUUCCCCAUGUAAAUGAAAAACAAAAGUGUACAUGUAGCAGCCUAAUCUUAGAUAUUCUUACUCGAGAGAAAUCCCACUGGGCUAAGUGGGGCAUGUUCUGAAGUAAAGGUGCAGAGGAGUGCAAUGAAAAUUAUUCAGAGUGAAACUAGUGCAGCCUCUGCUGUUUUCAGCCUUUUUUCAGGAGAAAGUUGAGAAGGCAAUAAUUUUCUGAUGGUUGCUUUAUCUGUUGAUGCAAUAGUGGAGACAGCACCAGUAUGUCAGAGCCUCAUUUUUAAAAACUUUGCUUUAACUAUGUGAUCAUUACAGUAUAGAUUGCGUGAAGGCUGCUUAGUUGAAUUCUGCAGUUCCAAAGUGCCUCUGAGAAGAGGUAGAUUAACUAACAGUGCAGUCCUAAGCAUUUCUGCUCACACUGUAAAUUCAGUGGCGCUUGCUCUCAUGUUAGUGGGGUUAGGAUAGCAUUUUAAAUUGGGGUUGUGGAAAAGGGGACAAAUACUCUCUUCAUAUUAGUUUGUAUAUUAAUUCAGUUUAUUGGUUCCUUUUCUGUUAUUUGAUCAGAGUGUUAAAAAAAAAAAGACAAAGAUCUUGUGGGCUUUCACAUAAAUGCUGAAAUGCUAUGAUGCCAACUUUUUCUGCUCUUGCCAAUGAUGCAGCAAAUAGGAUAUUCAUCAAACUCUUUGCAAAAGUUGUUAACAUACAGACUCAAGUUCCUUCCUGCUUUCUGAAUGUGCCCACAUUCAUAUUUCCUUACAUCCACGUAUUUAACUAAUACUUUUGGCCAGACAAUGUGAGAUUACAUGUAAUUGUCCCAUUCCUCAUACUAUUUGUUCAUAAGUUAGUUUAAUGAAAAUUCCACUGAACACUACGACAAUAGAAUAAAUUUUGUAUACAGUCAGAGCACUGCAGUGUAUUUUCAGGUCUGAAUAACUUGAAACCUAUUGCUAAUUUCAAAUGGGUGAAGGAAAAUGCAAAAAGCAAUACUCUAUUCUGCCUGCCUUGAACAGUGAGACCUGAAUAAAAAUUGGAAGAGAGUUCUACCUUUCAGUUUUCAAGGCCAGCUUGGCACCUACCUCUGUUUUGAAAUGCAGCGUGUGGUGGUGGGAGGAGACUAGAUGGUAAUGCAGCUUCCAAGGUGAGGCUUCUCAGUCAUUGUGCUUGACUAGUUUAUUCCACAGGAAAUAAGUCUACCCUCAAGGACUCAGGACAUAGUAUGUUUUUAUAUUGUGUUAACCUGUGAACAACCAUAUGAGAUAGAUAAAGCUGAAAGAUAGUGAUUUGCUCUAGGCCACCCAGUGAACAUUACUGGCUGAAUAAGGAAAUGAACCUAUAUCUGCAACAUCCAACCCUAGGAUUAAUUCUGCCUCCUGAAAUUUAAAAGAGGGAUGUGACACUGGCAGCAUAACUCUAUAUACAUGGACAAUCAAGCUACAGUAGCACUGGGACAUGUGGGGGUGAUUGUUUGAAAUAUCUAUUAUUUUUCAUGUGCUGAGUCGGCAUAUAAUUGCAAACUUCACAUGAUCACUGCAUUUGCAUCUCAGGGCUGGAAACCAUACUUGUGUUAGUAGGAAUUGACCUUUAGAGAUGGGAAUGAAAAUAACUUCAUGAAUCUGAUGUCUUCAGGUUUCCAGCUGACUGUCAAGCUACUGCAUAACUCAUAGUAAUUCCCAAGCAAUUAGUUCUCUUCCUUAGAUAACAUCCUGUUGAUUCAUUUUACUUCUCACCAGCAGGCAUUCAGGAAAUGCCUCCUUUGAAAAAUCCAGCGGUGUAUAGUCAGUGCAAAAUGGAUCAUAAAUGAAGAAGCUCAAUUUUAGCAACUGGAGGGAAAAGCUUGGCGGGUACACAUUUACUAGAUCCAUCUUUUAAUGAUGAUGAAAGUCACCUUUGUCAAGUGUUGAAAAGGAAGUUUUAAUUGCAAUCAUGACACUGAUGGCGAAGAUUCUGGUGCUGAUUGGCUGAGCUGGUGUGAACAUUCCAACUGCUUAGGGAAUAAUUGUGUUAAGAGUAUUUGCAGCUCUGCUUCUGUGAAGGAAGGGGAAAUUGUCAGGUUUUUUGGAAUUAAAACUUCCCACAAGCACUAGGGGACUAUACUGUUUUUGUGAUGAUAACUGAGGCUUGAGUAGGGUGGUCUCGGGAUGAAAGGAAGAAAAUAUGUGGAUGGGACAGAGGCAAAGUAACUGAAGGAAGGGACAGAGAAGGCACAAGGGACUGAAAAAUAAGCAUCUGAGGAAAAGUUGUAGGUGAAGAAGAAUUAAUCAUUUUUGGGGUUGGGAGAGGAGUACAAAGAAGACAUUCAGACAAGGAGGGGUUCUGGGAAGCUGUAUGCUAGAAAAGAGAAAGGAGACAAGUUCUAGGGAAUCUGGCCCAGAAUAAAACAUUAGCUAAAGAAAAUGAGCUGGGGGGAGACGAAAGGAUAAGUGUGGCUUCUGUAGCAUUGCUAUCUGGCAAUCCUAAGGGGUCAAGAGUAAGCUCCAAAAGCUGGAAAUAGGAGACAGUUUUUGCAUGCUUAUAUAAACUAAGCAGCAUAGCCCAUGGAUGCAGGCUUUUAGGGAGCCUUUGAUGUUGGACAGCAGCUAGUUUGAAUGCCUUGUAACAUCUUUGGGGCGAAAGUGUCUUGUUCUUAGAGAUUUCCAGCGAGGUAGCUACGUUAGUCUGUUGCAGCAGAAACAGGAGAGACUUCUGGCCAUGUAAAGACUAGCAGAUUUAUUAUGGCAAAAGCUUUCAUCAGCUUGUUCAUCAGAUUUAUUUAUUUUUAUUUAGCAGAUUUGCAGUUCACUUUUCAAGACAAUUCUUUAUAAAGCAGCUUGCAAAAUGCACACAGAAUAUAAUUCAAAACCAUUUAAAGCAUAUCAGCUGACAGAACAGAAGUGAACUGACUUCAUGAAAGCUUUUGCCAUUUAAGAUGCUGCAAGAUUCUCUGUUUUUGUUCUCAGAAGGACUUUGGAUUUGUGUGUUCAUUUUCAAGUUUUCCUGUGCUAAUCUGCAUGUUGCAUUGCCAUAGUAUUAUACAAGCUAAACUAUUGACCAGCAUAACAGGCAAUUUAAUACAGUGGUACCUCGCAAGACGGAAAAUUCGCAAAACGAAAGGGUUUUGGGUUUUUUGAGUUGCUUCGCAAGACGAUUUUCCCUACGGGCUUGCUUCGCAAGACGGAAACGUCUUGCAAGUUUGUUUCCUUUUUCUUAAAACCGUUAAUACAGUUGCGACUUGACUUCGAGGAGCAACUCAUAGCACGCGGUGUGGUAGCCUUUUUUGAGGUUUUUGAAAACUUUUGUGAUUUUUGAAGCUUUUCCGACACCGUGCUUCGCAAGACGAAAAAAACCGCAAGACGAAAAAACUCGUGGAACGAAUUAAUUUUGUCUUGCGAGGCACCACUGUAUGUGGUCCAUGGUUCUGAGGCCUUUGAAUCAUAAUAAUAGGUUUGCAUUUGAAAGUGUGGCAACAAACCCUAUGUCUGCAUGAACGUGUAGCACAAUUUCUUAUAAAUGCAGAUGACUCUCAGAAGGUAAAGUUCUAAAUGGUGUUAAGGCAAUGGUCCUGCAGCUUGUUUCCAACAGUAACAAGCCAGCUGCUUCCAGAAAGCCCACAGGCAGGGUGUGAAGGCAAUACCACCCUCUCAUCCCGAUACUCCCUCUACCCCAACAACUGAAAUUCAGUCACAUACUAUCUGAACAUGGAUGUUGCACUUAAUUUUCACAGCUAAUAGCCAUUGAUAGGCCUAAGUUAAUGACAUCAUAUGUUAUGGUCGUGAAUUCCCUAAGUUAAUUAUGUGUUGUUGUGUGAAGAAGCACUUUCUUUUGUCUAACCUCCCUGAAACUACUGAUAAUUUUCAUUGGGUGAUCCCAGGUUCCAGCAUUUCGUGUAACAGAACCAUGAAAAGCUUGCAUAGCAAAGUUUACUUUUGUGGCUGCCCCCCCCCCCCCAUUAGCAGAGCUGGCUGGCAUAAGAGAUCAAGGUGCUGUUGUCUAGCAGAAAGUAGAAUCAGUAGUUGGUGGAUGCUUUUGCAAAUAAUAUGUAUAAUCCUGAGAUGCUUCUUUUAUAGUUCCUGGGUGGUUUAAUUCCUGAGUCUAAUAAAUCAAGUGAAACUCAUAAUUGUUGUGUGUCUAAAAUUAAGUGCAUGUACAUGCACACAUGCAAUAGAAGCAUCUUCUGUACAUAACACAUAAUCCAUAUUGUUUACCUGGUUAUUGUUGAUUGGUGUGUGCGAUGUUGGCACAAGCAGAGGGGUAGAAUGGUGUGCCUGCAUUAUAUUUACAAGUUAAAUGGUUGAUCAACAAAAAUGGAGGGUGCUUUGUUUGGGUGUACAGUGUUCUGCAACAUGGAUGAAGUGGACCCAUGAAUUUCCUGUUUAAAAUUCAUUCUAGUAAUGUGGAUCUUGUUUAUUCAUAAUCUGCAUAAUUUUGACAUGAGUGUUGGUGUGGUCAUAAUUGAUUUUCAGCAAAUGAAAGCAAAUCCUUAAAUUCAUUUUUAGGUUUUUUAGUUCAUAUUAAGGGGGGUUUCUCAAAACAGUUGAGGUUGUAAUCUAUUCUGUAGCUGCACACUGUAAUUCACUUGCAUGUCUGCUGUAAAUAUGGAUUUGUCAUCAUUUUAAGUAUGCAAGUUAAAAUCAUCUUGGGCCUGCCUGCAUGUGUGUAGGCCUUGACGAUGCAUGGAUACAUCAUCUAGGACUGGUAUGAGGGCCAGACUGCAAUGGCAGCUUCACCUGGCAGUAUAUUGUGAGUGAAACUGCUGCCGCUCCUGAGUCCCUCUGCCUCCAGCACCCAGUGCACCAAGGAAGAAACAAGGUGCAGCCAGAUGCUGGUGGUAGAGGGACUCAGGAGUGGCAGCAGUUCCACUCACAAUAUACUGCCAGGUGAAACCGCCAUCUCGCUCUGGCUCUCAUACUGCUGAAGGAGGAACAAGCUAUAUCAGCCAGAACCACUGUAGCUUGUUCCUCUCUUGGCUGCCUGCGCAGGCCUGUGGAUCCUUUAAACCUCUCCGUUGAGGGGCACGCAACUGUCCACCCCUUAGCAUAGAAGUCUAACGGAGCCCCCACCCUACCUCUGUUAAUAAAGAUGAGGGACAUUUAAUUCAGUUUGCACUAGACUAUUGGAAAACACAUUACUAAUUUAUUUUCCAGAUUUACACCAGACUAGCCUCUUUCUUGACCACCCAGAAAUAUACUUGUGUGCUUUGUGAGUUGUGAAACAUUUUGAUAGCAUGUUCAUUCCAACACAAGAAGUUUUCAGAAUUGUAUCCAUAUUGUUAUGUGGGUGUAAUUCUGAAGUGCUGAUGUGAAAGUGUUUGCUGUAUAAUUUAUGAAACAGGUUUUAGUGCUGGAUAAAUGUGUUUAUAGGGCUGGAGAGAAAGAACAAAGCUGAUUAUGUAAAUAAGAUACCAGUUUGGGAAUUUAAUAACUUGUCAGACUAAAAAGUUGUUGUUGAUGCAUACAGUUAUAUACAUCGAGUUAUUCCAACUCUACAAUUCUGUGAUUCUAUGUCCCAUGUCAAAAGUUGGCAGAUGCUAUGCUGAGACAUUUGGUUAUGAGCUUUUUACUUUCAGUGUUUAACCCCUUUCAUUUCAAUGCUGACAUCUGUUCUAACCCUCAAGGUUUUAUUAGGGGCACUAGGUUACAUUGGUGGGGAGCCAGUUUUGAGCUAGUAUUAGUAGCUAAUCCAAAAAUUGUAGUGCUUGAAACAGUCUAGGCAAACCCACCUUCAACCCUUUUCUGCUUCAGAAGCUUGUCGGUUUGGCUCUGCUGCUUGACAGUCAAACCUUCUCCAGAAUGUUCCCAGGCCACUUCUGCAACUUCAAGGUUUGCAGUCUUCUCCUAUCAUACUCACCAGAGGAUGGUGCUACAUAGCAAUGGUGAGUGUACUGAGCAAAAAUGAGGAUGCUAGUCCCUUUGAGCCUACCCAUGUGCUGAUGCCAUCCUCCAGCUUCUUCCACCAUCACAAAUAUGACAGGCUGUGACCAGAGAAACUCUCCAAGGAAAAGCAUGUUAUUAGUGAUGUAGAAUACCAUGAAGCAGAACAUAAUUUCUAUGAGUGCUUACAUAACUGAUUUCCCCAGUCAACUGAUAGUAUAGCGAUGGUACUGGUCUUUCUUAAAAAUUGUGCAUUUGAUGCAUAUGAUACUUCAGUUUCACCAUACUCAAUACUGUAUAAGCAUUUUAGUAAGGUAUUAUAUUUUCAUAUUCUGAUUUUUCAGUUGCCUAGAAGAUUGUUUUUCAAUAUCCAGUUACUUGGGAAAGAAGGUCUUUAUGCAAUCUGCAUUGGUCUUUCUUAUGGCAUUUGAACUGGAAAUCAGGAAAUCAGCUUAACUUGCACCUGGCCCUCUUUAUCCGCCUUUCCUUCUGUAGCAUGCACCCUGUGGGGAAUGGCAAAGCUGCAAAUGGAGCAGAUUAGAGUUGUAAUGUGGCUUCUGCACUACCAGUGCUGGCUGAAUUUCCGAGUGCCCAGAGGUUCCUAUUCUAUUUGUUAUAAGGCAUUGAAUAGCCAGACUCUAAUCUAUUGAGGAAUUGUUCUGAAAAUUUCGCUUUUGUAAUUAAUUUGAAAUUACCAUACUUCUCAUGUUUGUUAAUUUGGAACAUGCAUGAUUUUACAGUGCAUGGUCUGUGAAAAUGAUUCAGGUGUUCUGCUGUUGCAGCAGUCAUAGCAAAAAGAAUUACCGUAUUUUUUGCACCAUAACACUCACUUUUUUCCUCCUAAAAAGUAAGAGGAAAUGUCUGUGCGUGUUAUGGAGGGAAUGCCUAUGGGUGGCAUGCCUACGGAUUUUCCUCCUCUAAAAACUAUGUGCGUGUUAUGGUUGAGUGCGUGUUAUAGAGCGAAAAAUACGGUAGUUUGAACUGCGUGGCUUAAUUAGUGCUUUCAAGGCUGCCUGUAUUGUUAUGCAACCCAGUAGUAUUGGCCUUUGUGGAAUGUAGACUAUGCUGUGGUGGCAAAACAACAUCUCUAUGUUAAAGAAAAAUAUUUGGGUGCAUGUCAAUAGAAUUUCAUCCUUAGUAGCAAAAUGGUUAGCUUUAACUAUAGUUGAGGGCAUGUCUACAUAUUGCUCUAUUGAAUUGCAUAGAACUUUAAAAAUAUAUGUUUCUGAUUUUGGUGAGGUAAUGAAUUGGAUUCUGGGUAAGUCAGUUGCACUUAGGACCCAUUGAAAUAACCGUGAAAAGUUUGUAAUGAAAAACUACAUUCAUAUCUGCACUUACCUGGAAUCAAAUUUCAUUGAACUGUGUGGAAAUUACUUUUGAGUAGACGUGCAUUGAAUUUUACUGUUUGUGAAGACUUAUUGGUUUCAGUGGGAGCUAAGUUCAACUGACUGACUUCGGAUCCAAGUUCCAAGCCAGUGUAUCUUAAACUGAAAUAGUCCAAUAAAUUGUGAAUAAACAUUGGUGUUUUCUGUUCAGAAAUUGUCAUGCUGCCUUCCUAGAGGAAGACAUUGUAAAUAUAGAUAAGCAUCACUGGUAAGUGUUUGGUAAGAAAUGCAGUCUUCUAAGCUAAAGGAAGAAGAAUUAAUUAUAGAAAGUGCAAGGAUUUAUUUAUUCUUUCAUUUUAGAUAUUUAUAGGCUAUACAUAACAAAAGUUCUCAGGAUAUUAUAGCCUGGCUUAGUACUCUCUCACAAUACAUUUUGUUUUUGUUUUUUUAGGCAGAGUAAAGGCAUAAGGCAGCAAUGGCACCACUCGGUGGAUAUGCCUUUGCUUGAAAUAAUCCUGCAUAAAAGAACUCAGAAAUUAGCACAACACAAAGGAUGGUUGGUAAUUUUCUAUGAUUGAUAAAUUUUCAGUUUUCAUGUGGAAAAAUAAUGUAUUUUUUGCUAAGCAGAAAAAGUGUUGUAAAGUGACUGACUUGGUUAAGACUUAAAGCAAAAAAAUGUGAGCAGAGGAGGGUAACCAAGAUGAUGAAGCAAUGGCUUGGAAACCAAGCCUUAUGAGGAAUGGUUGAGAGAGCUUGGUAUGUUUAGCCUGGAAAAGAGGAGACUGAGGGGAGAUAAGAGCCAUUUUCAGGUAUCUAAAGAGCUGUCACAUGAAUGAUGGAGCAAGCUUGUUUUUCUCCUGCUCUGGAUUAUAGGACCCAAACCAAUAGCUUCGAGUUACAAGAAAGGAGAUUUUGACUAAACAUACAGAAAAACUUUCUGACAGUAAGAGCUGUUUGACAGUGGAACAGACUCCCUUGGGAGGUUGUGGGCUGUCCUUCCUUGGAGGUUUUUAAGCAGAGGUUGGACAGCCAUUUGUCAUGGAUUCUUAGUUGAGUUUCCUGCGUUGGACUAGGAGUUGGAUUAGGUGACGCUCAGGGUGUCUUCCAACCCUACAAUUAUAUGAUUCAAACCACAGUACAUCUUAACUCAGAAAUGGCAACCACAGUUCAGAUAUCGUUUCCAAUUCUGUAAGUAGGCAAUCAUUGGAUUGUGCAAACUAGUGUUGUUGUUCAGGUGUAAUAGCAAAUGUGAAACUGGGAAGAUAAGGAGGGCACAGGGAAAUUGGGGAGUUUAACAGCACUCAUUCAUGUAAUGACAAGACAUUAUUUGGUGUUGCAUCUGAACUGAGUCACUUUGUAAGCCCUUUGCCAUAUGAACAAAGAAAUGUCAAUUGCCUCUAGUUAGAGGGCCUGUAUUUUCAAACUAUUAGUACUGAGAAAAUAGAUGCAUUUUAUUCUGUUGUAAUUAUUUAUCAGCGUUAAAACUGAGCUAUCCACCCAGUCUUCAUGCAAAAUAUAAAACUAUUCAGAUUUCAGCUAAAUGGAGUAUCUUGUAGGUCUGGAACAGUGAACAGAAAUACUCUACACUUCAAUAUUUUAUUGCAGGUCCCACUCGUUAAUACAGUUGUACCUCGGCUCCUGAAUGCCUUGGGAGUCAGAAUGUUCCGGAUCCCAAACGAUCGAAAACCGGAAGUGAGUGUUCUGGUUUUCGAAUGUUCCUUUGGAAGCUGAAAGUCCGACAGGGCUUCCGCAGCUUCCGUUUGGCUGCAGGAGCUUCAAUCAGAAGCUGUGCUUUGGUUUUUGAAUGUUUUGGAAGUCGAAAGGGCUACUGGAACGGAUUCUGUUCGACCUCUGAGGCACAACUGUACAAUAGUUUUAGAGUCUAAGCUAAAGGAGGCAGUGUGAAUGGAAUAAAAAAACUGUGCUAUAGGUAAUUCGGUAAGUGCAUAGGGAGUCUGGAUUUGAGAAGCUAAUAUGUCAUGAACAAUCUGCAUAGUGAUUAGUUUACAGUUUUGGAAUGUUUGUAGAAAGUUGGAAAAAAAUACAAAAACAUUAUGAAAAAGAAAAGUGUUGUUCCUGUGUAGAACUAUUUCCCUACCUUACAUAGAAUGUGGGUCAUUGUUGGAUGGGCAAUAAAAGUUCAGAAUAUCUAAAUUUGGGGAAACAUGGGUAUGCUACAGAGGGGCACAAAUACCAGAUCACCACUGUCAGCUUUUAGGCAGUGUCAUCAAGAGGCUUAGGAGGUAAAAGUACUUAGAUGCAGCCAUUAGUUCUGCUACUGCUCUUGCCAUUAAUGGUUAAUGCCAUUAACAUUAGGAGAGCCAGUGUGGUGUAGUGGUUAAGAGCGUUAGUCUCGUAAUCUGGGGAACCGGGUUUGCGUCUCCGCUCCUCCACAUGCAGCUGCUGGGAGACCUUGGGCCAGUCACACUUCUCUGAAGUCUCUCAGCCCCACUCACCUCACAGAGUGUUUGUUGUGGGGGAGGAAGGGAAAGGAGAAUGUUAGCCGCUUUGAGACUCCUUAAAGGGAGUGAAAGGCGGGAUAUCAAAUCCAAACUCCUCCUCCUCCUCCUCCUCUUCUUCUUCUUCUUCUUCUUCUUCUUCUUCUUCUUCUGGUGUUAACACUCCUAUUUUUGAGGUUUUGUGGAUAACUAGUUGAUACAGUCUUUUGAGCAGGAUUUGCAGUUAUAAAUUACCGUAUUUUUUUGUCUAUAAGAUGCCCCCCUAUUUGGGGGGACUCAGAUUUAAGAAAAGGGGUAGAUAUAUCCGUGUAUAAGACACCCCCCCUAGUUUUUGACAUUUUGGGGGGGUGGGAACCUAGUCUUAUACACAGAAAAAUGCGGUAGUUGGUCAAUCAUUGUUCAUGCAUCCUGUAAGAUUAAUGGUAUAAAAAUUGGGGAUGGUGACAUGGAUGCACGUCUCUUGGUUUUUCUUUUAGAUAGAAUUUUAAAAGCCCUUACUAGUUUUUCCAUCAAUUUCAAGUUAGGUUGUCUCAGAAUAUUAAAUCUUUUGUAUGUCGUACUAAAGUUUGAUACUCGAAUAUGGAGAAACAAAUAUAUUUUUCAGUUUCUGCUCUUGCCAGUUACAGAGAACCAAGAGUUCUGAUUACAUUCUUCUGUUGUGAGAACACGAAGAGCUGCCAGAAAUGCUAAAGGAUUUUAUUUGACUAGCUGGUGAUCUCAGAACCACAGAAGGCUGCUAAGUACUUAAGUAUUUUACAAAUUCUGCUCAUGUCACAAACUAGAGCAAAUUUCUUUUUCCUCCAACUCCCCCCCCCCCCCGGAGAAAGUAUAUAUUUUUACUGGCUUUACUUCUGCUGCAGGUCAUUAAUGACUACUGUACUCCCAGUAUAUCUAAUAUCCUUUUUCCAUCUGUCAGUUUUGAGGGUUUCAAAACAUGGUGCUGCUUUACUUAUGCAGUAUCCUCCCCUUUAUAAGCAAGGCAGGUGCUGACAUAGGCAUCAUUUUGGUUUUCUCUGCUUACCUAGGCAUUUUAAGUGUCCUAGCUUAUUAUUUUAGCAGCCUCUGCUUGUUUUGAUGACUUGAUUCUAUAUGUUUUUAUAUUGGUUGGUUUGUGUUGUACGUACCUGGCCUUGAUGGUGCAAUAUAAAUGUUUAAAUACGUAGUUCCAUUUGACCAACAAUUUCACAUGUUAGUUCUUUAAUCUUUAAUAGCUACUGUCUAGAUAUGGUGAUAUAAUACUUAAUUUGUUGAUGAGCCCUAGAGCUUCACAUCUGUUUGACUGAUAACAUCUGCUCAAUCAUGGGUAUCUUUCCUAUUCCUUUGCAGUGAAGUGGGAUGCAAAUAAUUAUUUCACUUUCUCUGCAGUUUUUCUGUCAUUCUUGAAUUGCAUUUAUCAUCUAACAGUCCAGUUGCUUACUGAAAGCUCUUGUUUCUGACGUAUUUAAACAAGUGUUGUUGAGUUGGUUGUAACGUUUAAGCAAUAAUUUCCUCAAAAUAUCUCCCAUUUGGGCAUUCACAUCUCCAUCACUGACUGCUCAUCCUAUAAAUGAUUCUUUAAAGAAGGCUAUGGGAGAGGAAGAGACUAGCUACAUGGUGCUAUACAUAGGAACUAUUUUCAAGUUUUCACAGUUGUUAUGCUUAAGAAUCAGAAUUAUGCAAUAGUAGGGAGUCAGUCUUACCGUUUUGGUCCUUAACUUUGGUAAUCACCUGAUUCCUUUUUUUGGACCUGCUAUGGGGAACAGCCAGAAUCUGAAAUGAAAUAAAUUUGCUAAUUCUCAUUUUGUACUCUAGUUCCUUUAGAACUGUCACCUUUAUUUUCUAAGUUGUAAAUAUAUUUCACACAAAUAAACAUUCUUAUCUCUUCUGAGUUGAUUUCAUCGUGACAGAGGAGAGGAUUAUUCUUCCUUCAUUAGCCUGACAGAUGGUGACAUUACAAGUCAGUUCAUUUUUUCUCAGACAUAAAAUAAGCACUUGCUCUUUUAUCCAAUUCUCUUGGCUUAGACUGAGUGAUAUUUUAAAUGUCAGCAGUGGUAUUUUGCAGAGAUUAUCAAUUACGUGCUGGUGAUAUUACAAUAACUUCUUAAGAUUUUUGUACUAAAUUAAUUACCUCAUAAAAUCUAAUAAACCGUUAAUGCUGAUCUCUGGCUUUUCUUGGUCUAGAAUACUCUUUUUAAUUGGAAACAUUACAGAGUAAGGUUAGCUUUACCAAAGAUAACUAGGAGCAGACUGAAUGGAGUGACAGAUGAACCACUGUAUCUGUAGUAAUAAUGAUAAUAAUAAUUUAUUAUUUAUACUCUGCCCAUCUGGUUGGGUUUCCCCAGCCACUCUGGCCGACUCCCAACAGAAUAUUAAAAACACCAAACGCUAAAAACUUCCCUAAACAGGGAUGCCUUCAGAUGUCUUCUAAAAGUCAGAUAGCUGUUUACUUCCUUGACAUCUGAUGGGAGGCCAUUCCACUGGGCAGGUGCCACUACCGAGAAAGCCUUCUGCCUGGUUCCCUGUAACUUGGCUUCUUGCAGUGAGGGAACCGCUAGAAGGCCCUCAGAGCUGGACCUCAGUGUCCGGGCAGAACGACAGUGGAGAUGCUCCUUCAGGUAUACUGGGCCGAGGCCGUUUAGGGCUUUAGAGGUUAGCACCAGCAUUUUGAAUUGUGCUCGGAAACGUACCAGGAGCCAAUGUAGGUAUUUCAGGACCGGUGUUAUGUGGUCACCAGUUUAGCUGCUGCAUUCUGGAUUAGUUGUAGUUUCCAGGUCACCUUCAAAGGUAGCCCCACGUAGUGUAACCCUUCUGCUUGCCCCAACCCGAGUGAAGGGUAAUGAGGGCCAUGGCCAUGAAAAAGAUGUUUUUCACUGUUCUAGCUCCAUGCCCAUCAUCAUUACAUAGACCAACUCAGGAUCCAGCAGAUCUUGACUGACCUAGCUCUACUUCCCAAAAUGCCUCGUUUUGGGGGUUUUCUGCCAAGCUCUGCCUACCCAUGCUUUUCGCGGAUGCAUUGUGGACCUCUGUAGCAGUGGAGGCCUCCUGCCAACAGAACCCAGUGGAGCUCAGUCCAGCCAGGUGGUUGGACAUCUCCACCCCCUUCAGCUGAGCAAAUUAGGGGUUAUGAUUGCCUUACUCCAUUGGUAGGAUGCAUUGUAGUAUACCCCAGAUGGUAUUAUAAAAGACAACAUUUUUUGCAUGUAUUUCUCCUUCUAAACAAAAGCACAAGUGUAAGGAUUUUUUCCCACUUCUUCGAAUUAUGCCUCUGACAUCUAGUUAUCUAUCUUGGGGGGGGGGGAGGGAGUUGCACCUUUAUUUUGUCUUUAAGAUGCCAUAGAUGUCUUUAAGAUCUGUAGAGAAAGGCUCAAUUUCCAUAUUGUCCUUUUUAUGUAGAAUUCAUAUUUCUUGUCUCUUUGAAAAUUCUGCAGCUACCCAAAAUUUGAACUCAAGUACACCCAGACUUUUAUUUUUCCUUUAGCACUUGCUGCAGCUGUAAAUUGAGAAGCUGGCAUAUUCUUGUAGCACUUUGUCUCAGCAAUGGAAGCUUGUUUUAACUUCUGUUAUCAUAGGAUUAGCUCUGAUGCUGAUGCUGCACAGUUCGGUAACUCUUACAUCUUUUGCUUCAGCUGUGGCACCAGCAGCUCUGGGGCUGGAGCUCGUGGGUUCUCUCAUCUCACAGCCACAACAGGUGCAGUAGGGGAACAGGGCCACUCCAUCUAAAUAUCAGCUUCUGCUGUCCUUGCUGAAAUUGCUGCAGCUAAUCUGCUAGCCUGCAGUGACAGUAGGAACAGUGUGUUGUCAUAGAAAUAUGUCAUUCUUAAUGCAGCUAUUACUGUAGCUUCCCCAUUGUCUUGUGUUGAUUUUGUUAUCGGGGAAACUACUGAAGGUAGCAUGAAGUUACAAGAAGAUGCAUAGAUUGUAAUUUGCCAGUUACGACAAGUAGUGUAAAUCCUUUUACUUUUUAUUCAUAAAUACUAUUAUUAUUAUUACUACUACUACUACUAUACCCCACCCAUUUGUCCCUGGAGAGAAGACAUUGGGGUGCUUAAUUUUCAUAAACUGGUAUUCAAAAAGGAAUAAAUACAUAUAAAUGCAUGUUGAAGCUUAGUUAAGUAACUCUGCAAGGAUUCUUUUCCUGAGCAGUUUAUAAAUAAUAAUAUAUAUAUUAUUCUUCUAAAUAAUAAAUAAAUGUUAAAAGCUGGGCCAAAAAUGAAUUGACAAUUAGCUAUCUAGAGUUUAAAAAGAAGAAGAACCAGGUAUUUUAAAAUGAACAUGAGUACAGUGGUACCUCGGGUUAAGAACUUAAUUCGUUCCGAAGGUCCGUUCUUAACCCGAAACUGUUCUUAACCUGAAGCACCACUUUAGCUCAUGGGGCCUCCUGCUGCUGCUGCACCACCAGAGCCCGAUUUCUGUUCUCAUCCUGAAGCAAAGUUCUUAACCCGAGGUACUAUUUCUGGGUUAGUGGAGUCUGUAACCUGAAGCAUCUGUAACCUGAGGUACCACUGUAUCUUGAAUCCUGCCAGGGUAUUGAGAAAGCUAUCAGAACACCAAGGUAUGAGAGGCACAAUUAAGCUUAAUAAAUAAUAAUAAUAGUAAUAAUAAUAAUAAUAAUACCAUGCAACCAAAUUCUUUCCUUUGGGUUAAAUACACAAUGAGGCUAGGAAGUGACUCAGUUCUAAGCUAUUCUCUUGAGAGUGCUAAAUCAAACGAAACAUGACAAAAGUGAAACUUAAUGCAUAGCAAGUUGACAAUAAUAUGAAUUCUAGAUAGUGUUCUAUCAUGAAUUUGAAUCUCAAAUGUGGGCAGAGCUGACUCUGGUAAAAGCAUAAUCAAUUCAAGUCUAUAAACGGGACUGCAAUUUAGUUUGGUUGUUGUGGGUGAGGUUUUAAGUCUGCGGAAGUGAACAUGAAAAAUAUAAGUGAUUUCAGGCAAAUUGUUAGAGACUGUAGAUCGGAACAAGUUGGUUAAGCAUGUGGUUUAGCAAACGCCUGUUGACUCACAGUGAAGUAUGAUUUAUUUUAUUUAUUUAUAGUAAUGCUAUGCUACCUCAUUACCAAAGUUCUCCGGGCUGCAUAAUUUAAAUGGGUUAAAAUGCAGUAAAAAUGCGACUACAACAUAAAAGAAACCACAACACAGAUAAAGCAAUAAAAUUAAAGCACAGACAGGUCUUAAAACUUCAAAAAGCCAAAAUCAGUUUUGAAAGGCCAGCUCUCGCUUGAUGGUGGCCUCUGACAGUGACCUCAAGGUGUGUGUAGGAACCUGUGAGAGGAAGGGACCUUUCAUGUAACCUGGCUGAAAACUGCUGAGGUUUUUUAAGGUCAAAGCCAACACUCUGAGCUGGGUCUGGAAAAUGACUGGAAUCCAGUGUAGUUACAAAGCAACUGGCAUCAUUCAAAUCAUCUAGCCCAAGUUAACAACAUUGCAGCCCAGCUUUCUAGACUGUUACCAUAAUAAAGCAUCUUUCCAAACAUUCUUGUGCUCCCUAAUAAUCACAUGCUGCCCUUGUCUGCUUCAAAGUGAUUUUUUAAAAUAGUAAAACAAAAUUUUGACACACAGAAACUUUGUGAGCCAGAUCUUGAGAUGGUAUCUGUCUGCCUUAUAGCUGGAGUUAUUUGUGGUUUGGAGAAGUCAUGUCUGAAAGCUUUGUCCCAGGAUCAAAUAGAGCAGUGCUCUUUGAUUUACUGACCUUUGUUUCUUAUUGCAUGUAAGUGAAAGAAAGCUAUCAUUAGCAUUUAAUCCCUUUCACAACUAGGUGCAUACAAGUUUCGUAAACCAGAAUGCUGAUUUUGAUGUCUAUCCUCCCAAAGUUUCUAGUCCUUCUGAAGUAUUGCUCCUUGUUUCCCAUCUACAUCUCAGUGAGAUUUCAAAAGUUGUACUUCCCACUCUAGUACACAAAGAAAGGCAGGAGGGGGCAGCACAUAAAAAGCUGCCUUACAAUGACUCAGAUUGUUGGUCAGUUGAGCUCAGUAUUAUUUAUGUUGAUAUGCAGCAGCUCUUUGGUUUCUCAGGUAGACAUUUCUUCCAAGCCUGCUUCCAUAUGUUGCCUUUUCUGGAGAUGCAGGGAGCAGGAACUAUGACUUCCUGCAUGGAAAGUGAGUGUUCUGCCUCUGGGUGACCGUUCUCCAUAGUAGCAGUUCUAUCUCAUUAGCUCAGUGUUUUUCCAACCUAUUUCUGGCUGUGGUCCCCUUCCGACCUUGUUUCGUUCCUGUGCCCCCGCCCCAGACUUAUGGUAGCCGGGGGAGGGGCAGUGGGCAGCUGCCCCCCCAAAAGUAAAAGUCAAUACAAAUAUGAGGUUCUGCCCCCCUAACAAAAAUCCUAGCUAUGCCCAGGCCCCCUCCUACCGGUAGACAGAUAGUUAUUUAAAUGUUUUGUUUGUAAAUAGAACAUCUUUUAUUUAUAAUUAUUAUAAUUUAUGCAAAAUACAGUGGAGUAGAAUGAUAGGAACAUAAUAAAAUAUUGUUGAAGCAGAAAACAUGGAAUCAUAGAUCUGAAAAGGGACCCUAAGGGUCAUCUUUCUAGUGCAACCCCCUGCAACGUAGGAAACUCAGCUAAACUCAUCAAUGACAGAUGGGCAUCCAACCUCUGCUUUGAAACCUCCAAGGAAGGAGAGUCAAGAUCCCCCCAAGGGAGAGCCAUCUUCCAUGUAUUAUAAAAAAUAAACAACACUUAUUUGACCCCAGUUAUUUGAGAUGGAGGGGUAAACCUAUAGAUAAAGUCCAAAAGGUGCACAGGGAGUUCUGUAUAUGUGGGAGAAUUUUUAAAAGCAAGUGGUCCUCACUGACCUGGUGCAAAAAGAUUUGUCAUCCAGAGGAGCCCUGGCUGCCUAGAUAAAAUACUAUAGCCCCCCCCCCUUACCUGGGAGUAAGGCCCACUGAACUCAGAGUAGACAGUAGCAUCAGACGACCCUGCUCAGCUAGGCGCUGGGGUGGAUUUCAUCCUGCGCCUUGCAGAGCCGGGCCAACAAUGCAGGCAGGCCAGCCCUGCACCCACUCUGCAACAUCCGAAGACCCUGAUCUGCUAGGUGCUGGGGUGAAUUGCACCCGCCUUGCAGAGUCAGGCCCAGGCUGCCACCAGGCCCAGCACUGGCGGCAGCAACGAGCAUCUCUGGCUCACUCAGCCCCACUCCAGGUCACCUGAAGGUUCUGGAUUGGGGGCUCUACAGGUCAAAACGGGAGCCUCAGCGACCACCCUCUCCCACCAGAAACAAACCAAUACUGCUCCAAGAAAACACACAUGGCAAAAAGGAGUGUUGGUCCCUGGUGGGUCACCCCCUUACCCGCUUGCGGUUGGCCAAGCAGAUAGCCAGCCAUCAGGAUUUUUUAAAAAGCACUUUUAAAAUUCACUUCUCACUUCCUUCUGUGGCCCCCUAGCCUACUUGGUUUUCACCUGGGGCCCCCUUGGAAUAUCUUUGGGGCCCCCGGUUGGGAAACACUGCAUUAGCUAAUCAGAUGGGGUAGCUUCUGACCCUCAAAAUACCUGGUGUGUGAGACUAGAUACUUCCAUAAUGGAGUAUCUGUUACCCUGUUACCUUGCCAGCCAAGCAAGGGGCAUGUGAGUGUGUAUGUGCAUGGAAAUUGGUGUCCCAAGAAUGAUUUGGGAGCACAUGACAUUCACAUGCAGAGAGAUGUGCUUACCUUCAUUCCUAGGCAUGUAAUAAUAAUAAUAAUAAUAAUAAUAAUAAUAAUAAUAAUAAUAUAUUAUGUAUACCCCGCUCAUCUGGCUGAGUUUCCCCAGCCAUUCUGGGGGGCUUCCAAUCAAGUGUUAAAAACAAUACAGCAUUAAAUAUUAAAAACUUCCCUAAACAGUGCUGCCUUCAGAUGUCUUUUAAAGAGAAGAUAGCUGCUUAUUUCCUUCACAUCUGAAGGGAGGGUGUUCCACAGGGCAGGCGCCACUACCAAGAAGGCCCUCUGUCUCGUUCCCUGUAGCCUCACUUCUCGCAAUGAGGGAACCGCCAGAAGGCCCUCGACGCUGGAUCUCAGUGUCCAGGCUGAACGAUGGGGGUGGAGACGCUCCUUCAGGUAUACAGGACCAAAGCCAUUUCAGGCUUUAAAGGUCAGCACCAGCACUUUGAAUUGUGCUUGGAAACGUACUGGGAGCCAAUGCAGAUCUCUCAGGACCGGUGUUAUGUGGUCCCGGUGGCCACUCCCAGUCACCAGUCUAGCUGCCGCAUUCUGGAUUAAUUGCAGUUUCCGGGUCACCUUCAAAGGUAGCCCCACGUAGAGCGCAUUGCAGUAGUCCAAGUGGGAGAUAACUAGAGCAUGCACCACUCUGGCAAGACAGUCCGCAGGCAGGUAGGGUCUCAGCCUGCGUAUCAGAUGGAGCUGGUAGACAGCUGCCCUGGACACAGAAUUAACCUGCGCCUCCAUGGACAGCUGUGAGUCCAAAAUGACUCCCAGGCUGCACACCUGGUCCUUCAGGGGCACAGUUACCCUAUUCAGGACCAGGGAGUCCCCCGCCCACCCCCUGUCCCCCCAAAACAGUACUUCUGUCUUGUCAGGAUUCAGCCUCAAUCUGUUAGCUGCCAUCCAUCCUCCAACUGCCUCCAGGAUGCAAUUCUAAUCCUUUUGUGUUUGUCCUGUGCUACAGAAAUCUGUGACCUUUAUUAUUUUAUGGGCACAAGAGCAUACAUGGUACCUUACCAUGCUAUUCGAGGAAUAUUACCACUUCUAACUUUUUGUUUGCUGGUAAGUGGUGGAGGAUUUUUCUUUUUUCUUUUCUUUUUCUUUUUGCCUUUUCCAACUUCAGACAGAAAACUGGGGUGGGGGUGGGGAGCUGCAUUGUUGGGAGAGCUGCUGUAUGUCACAUGGGAGUGGCAAGUGUACAGAAAGUUCACAAUGAUAGGGUGGAGACACACUUUUCUAAACUGACCUCUAUAUCUUAAUUCCUUUUGCUACUUAGGCAAGACAGUAAGUCUGAAGAUGUCUCUGGCAGGAUCUCCGAAUCUGAUCCUGAGGACUUGUCUGAUGAAGAAAAUGCUGAAACUUCCUAUGGAAACUCUCCUCCUAGCACACCACGGCAGAAUAAGCGCUCGUCAACGAAGCAUCUGAAAAAUAGCGUUGGGAGACCUACCGGCCGCUUUUUAAGAGGUAUGUGUGUGGUACGCUGGAAAUGAUAGAAGUUGUAGCCCAAAACAGCUAGAGGGCUCAAAGUUGGCCAGUCUAGCCCAAUAUUGUCUACUCUGACUGGCAGUGCCUCUCCAGUGCUGUGUGGGCAUAGAAACCCUUUCCCCAUCACCUCCUUCCAGAAGGAUUUAAGUGGGAAAAACAUGGAUUGCUAACUACUAUGCUGUGACUCCUCCCCUAUUAAUAACUCUGAUAGUGGCUAAGAGAGGAGCCUUGAAUACAGUCUCCUGUAUAUUCUGUGGGACAAAUGUGUCUCACUGCUCCCCUGAGGAUUAGAUAAAUCAUUUUUUCUACAGAGCUUUGUAGUAAUAAUGCAGGUGCUUUCUCCAAGAAAUCAUACAGGAAGGUUAUCAGAACACCCUUCAUUGCCACUGUGUGCAUCUGUAUGCACAACAUUAGUAUUGACAGGUAUUUAUUUUUCUGUGCUGUGCUGAUGAUAUUAAUGAUUCUGCCCAAAUCUCACAUUACCGCUCAUACUAAUGUAGCUCGCAAACAGUACAGCAUGCUAGUUAGCGUUUUUUGUGUAAAAUAGCUGCAUUCUGUGAAUAUAGGAAGUCCAUUUAGUUUAUGCUGCUGUUUCAUUGUCAUCAUACUAAUUGUAAACAUUUAUAAAGUGCUGCAGAAUGUUUAGAAUACUCCACAGUCCUAACACAACAGAUUAGAGUAGGUCAAUAUUUUUUUAUCCCCAUAUAGAUAAAUGGGAUCUGAGGCUGAAAAGAGUGGCUUUCUACGACCACCUGGCAAGCCCAUAAUAGGUCAAGAUUUGAACUUGGGACUUCUGAUUUGUAGCUCAUUCUCUUAGCCACUAUGCUGAACCUGCUCUCCAACUAGGUUGAACAUAUAUCACUUAGUUCCUUUUUAUUUUAUGUAACAGGAAGAGAGAGUUCACCACCCUCUGUUAAAGCGGUUAGUGGUUCAGGUACAACAUGUAUAGUACGUAAUUUGUGAUUCAUGGCAAGAGCAGCACAGAAGUUUCCCCAGCAAUGCCUGAAGUACAGAAGAUUCAUGAUGCUGGAAAGUAGAAGAAAAGUGGUAGAGAUGGGAACAUAUACUGCACUGAAACCUCCACCCGCCCCUGAGAACAUUAUACCUUUACCUCCCCUCCCCAAUACCAGUAGUAUAGAACUCAAAGAUGGAGCAAACUGCUACAGCAGUUUUCUCCAACCCUCAGAGCCUGGUAGUUUCUGUGAGAGGGCAAUGGAUCUAUUACAAUUAUAUCCCCCUAUUGCAUAAGUGUGCAAAAAUGGUUGCUAAAAACAACUCUCAUUCUCUAUGCAACAUUUUCUUUUUUGAAACUUGUUAGGGCAGGGUUGGAUGGGGGGGGUAGGGGGAGAGAGCAAAAAUCCUCCUUCUCCCUUCCAUUAGACUUGUGCUCCCAGAAUUGCUUCUUAGUCACUCAUUCCAGCUGCCAUGUGCAGCAAAAGAGAUAAUUAUAAUGAGAAGUCAAUUCUCAUAAUUACAAUUAGUACAACAGAAUGUUUCCAUUAGCAUGGUUUCAGAGCUAAACCUAUUACUUUAAAAGCUCCACAGUAUCAUUAUGUCUGCCUUUAGUUGCAAAGUGACUCAGCAUUGCCUUGAUUUCAGGGAGUGAAAUGUGCUCCAGAAUUUUUUUCUGUGGUUGUCAGUUAUUACUAUUAAAUCUGUCAUGACUGUUCAGGAAAAUAUGAAUAUUUGAGUUGGUUGUGGUUUAAAUUGAGCCCCUAGAAAGAGCCCUGGGAACAAAGAAACCCCAGAAAUAAUUUGUGAUACCUAGAUGAAGCACCCUGACAAUCAUGACAAGAGUUUUCUUCAUAUCUUUAGCUGUCAAAGCUGUAUGGGAAGAAGUGGUUGUAUGGUAACUGGAACUUAAUAAAUCAGAGUUUUGCAAAUGCAGCCCGUGAGAACUUCUUAAUGCAGCCCCUGAGGCACCAGUGUUUAAUUACAUGGGAUAUGACUGUGCUGUUGCCAUACCUGUAGCCACAAAUAACAUUCUGCCACUUUACCUCUGGCUGUUGUUAAAGACCAGUUGGAUAGCCACUGAUUUAAUACAUUGCUUAUGACAAUGAACUUGAAAACAUAUGGGGUACAGUAUUUUAAAACCACUUGUGUUACACUGAGUUCUGAACUGUUUAAAUAAUUGUAAGGGUGUCUAAUGAAUAUGAACAGAAUAUGAAGUUUUGAGAGUAUGUGUCAUGUGUGUUUAGUACAUCACAGAACUGGAAUAUUAUACAAAUGGAGUAAAGAAAACAGGGCAUGAGUGCGUUUUUUAAAAAGUGAACUUUUUACUUUUGGUGCAAAAAAUUUUUAUCUUAUAAUUUUCAGAGAAGAUGAGCUCGCCAAGCCAGCUGUCCAACAAAGACAACGCCAAAACCAUUGAGAACACUGAAGAGCACAGCUAUAAGCAGGGGAAAAAGAUCCGAGCCACCCUGAGGACAACUGAGAGGGAUCACAAGAAAAAUGUCCAGUGCUCAUUCAUGUUGGACACGGUUGGUGGGUCCUUGCCAAAAAAGUCAAUUCCAGAUGUUGAUCUCAAUAAGCCUUACCUCAGCCUUGGCUGCAGCAAUGCGAAGCCUCUCGUAUCUGUACCUGUGCCUAUAGCCAAAACUACACGCCAGACUUCUCGUACUGAUUACCCAGCGGACCGCUUAAAGUUCUUUGAAACCCUGCGGCUUUUGUUAAAGCUUACCUCAGUUUCCAAGAAAAAGGACAAAGAGCAGAAAGGGCAGGAGAGCACUUCCGCUGUUGAGUUAAACCGAUCCAAUGAACUAAUUUGGCUUGAACUGCAAGCUUGGCACGCGGGGCGGACUAUUAACGACCAAGACUUCUAUCUGUACACAGCCCGCCAAGCCAUCCCAGAUAUUAUUGUUGAAAUCCUUACUUUCAAAGUGAACUAUGGAAACCUCUCCUGUCUAGGCAGUGGCACUAGUCUUAAUGGUACAUCAGGAGGACAGUGUAAAGCAGCUCAUGGUGCUAAUGCUAUGGGCUACUCUAGCUACCAUGAGCAUCUCUAUCGCCAGCGGGUCUCAUUUGAACAGGUAAAGCGGAUAAUGGAGCUGCUAGAAUACGUAGAAGCACUUUAUCCAUCUCUGAAGGCCCUUCAAAGUGACUACGAAAAGUAUGCUGCGAGGGAUUUUCAGGACAGGGUGCAGGCGCUCUGUCUCUGGUUGAACAUUACAAAAGACUUAAACCAGAAACUGAGGAUUAUGGGAACUGUUUUGGGCAUCAAGGAUCUCUCUGACAUUGGCUGGCCAGUGUUUGAAAUCCCUUCUCCUCGUCCAUUCAGGGACAACGAUCCAGAGGAUGAGGAGGAGGAGGACAAUAGGGGAACCUCGGGGGCGUGCACAGAAGAAAGUGAAGAUGAAGAACAAAUCUCUCAGGAGAGUGUGGAGGAACUCAGACAAGCCAUCCAGAAUAAUUUUGCCAAUAAGCCAAAUUUUGACUUUCAGGCACAGGACCAUUUGUCAAGAAAGCUUGACAGGCUUGAAUCUGAGGACGACUCAACCUGCUGGGCUGUUACGGAGUGCAGCGGUGAGACGGGGUGCAGCAGACACUGUUUGACCUCUAUUUAUAGACCGUUUGUAGAUAAAGCACUGAAACAAAUGGGGUUGCGAAAGCUCAUUUUAAGACUGCACAAGUUAAUGCACGGCUCCUUGCAAAGGGCCCGAAUGGCAUUGAUAAAGAGCGAUCAGCAGUUGGAGGUAGGUUCUGGGAGGAACGGGGGGUGGGGGUGGGAAUCGGUUCUUCACGCUGCUAAAAGAUUUUCAGGAAACUGUUCCUUUGUUUCAAUUUUCUCUUUGGAAACUAUUCUUCUGUAUAAUACGCACAUAGUUGUUUUGCGAUAUGCAAUGCCUUGUUAAUGAGUCAUCUUAAUCACUGCAAUGUGUUAAUGGAGAAGUAUCGUAUAUAAAAACCCAAUGUGGAACUCCCAUGUUGGCCUUGGAAGUUUGCAUGUGCCCUGGCUCCAUGUUGGCUGCUUGAGGUGCUGAGCCCAGUCUCUCCUUGAAGCUGCUUUGUUAAAGAACAGAGGGCUGAGGAAGGCUUCUCUUCUUGGCUCUCCCAUCGGUGGAUCUUCAGACCAGUUUCCUUCCCUCCCUUCUUGUUUGGAUCAUAGUUGUUACUUACCGCCCAUAAAGUCAUGGGCAGAGUCUAGAAAUGAAGGCUAGACUUUCAAAACGUGAUGCUUUGUGUACUGGUUAAUGUAUGGCAGAGUUAGGGGUCCAGCCCCACACAAAUGAAAUAGAAAACUUUCCUGUAUUUGUGAAGUGUGGGGAAAUAAAGCUCUUAUAGGAGUCCUUGCUGGAGCCCAAGUGAAAUGUAGUGCAUGCUUGGAAUCUGUUCAGUUCUGAAUUUCAGAAUACGGAUUGGCAUGGAAAUGAAACUUAAUAACUUAUUUCCUUUUUUAUUAGGUUUAUAUUCUGCCCUUUGCCCAAGGAGCUCAGGGCGUUGUGUGUAGUUGUUCCCCUACCCAUCUAAAUUCAUCCUCAAUGUUUUUUUUGAGGUGGGUUGGGCUGAGAUACAGUGACCAGCCCAAUGUCACCAAGCCAUGGUUUUCAUGCCUGAGUGGAGAAUUGAAUUUGGCUUGCCCUGGUUCUAGUCCAACACUCUUUCAUGGGUUGACACCAUGACACCCAUGGGCAUCCUCAUGCUCUCAGAGAUCUUCCUUUGUCCCUCCCCCUCCCUCCACUGAAAUAAGCCUUCUUUAGCUAAUAAAAGACUCUUUUCAAGGUAACUGUAGUGUGCUGGACAUUAUUGGGUGCAUGCAUUAUUGUUAGGAAGGGGAGAGUUACGGUAUGCAUGUGGGUGCGUAUAGCAGCUUCUCGGUUUUGUGGUUGCACCAACAAAUGAAGUAUGAGUGGCAACCCAUUUAAUCACUUCCACAUUACUCUCCCCAUUCUUUCAAUCUCUUCCAUGGCUACUGAAGUAUCAUUCAGAUUACACCAGAAUGUCUGUGUUCAUCAUGGCGUUUGGAGGGGGGUUGCUCAAGGACAAAUGUGUGUUCUGAAGAAGAUAAAGUCUGGUUUAAAGAUACUGGAUUUUCUUUUAUUAUAAUAUAUGAGUUUGAGCAUAUUAAUUUAUACUGUAAACCUUGUAUGGGAAUUGAAUUGAAAAUAUACAUGUGGGUAUGAUGCCUUAUUGUGCUUUGUAUAUCAAAUUGCGUUUUUAAUUUGAAUAACCACAGUGUAGAAUAAAAUUAGAAGGCACAUCAAGACGACCCUUGCCUUGAGACUGGAUUUGCUGAUCAUAAUUAUCUACUAUAGCUACUUUCUCAAAUUGUCCAAAGAAGGUUCUGCUACUUUUCUGUGCAGUUUUUUCCAUUAACAAAAUGAUCGCUGCUAGAAAGUUUUUCCCAUUAUCUAAUCUGCUCUUCUGCAAUACAGAUUUUUAAAAUGUGAAUGUGGAGAGAUGAGCAUCGCUGUUGUGUUAACUACCCAGUGAUGGCAUUAUCAUUGCUUAUAGAGUUCAUACCUUUCAGCUGUUUUAUAAAGAAUCCUAAGUCUUAUGAAAUGAAACCUCAUGGGAUAUUGAGAAACCUAUUUAACAAGGUCUCAUCAUCUAAUAUGAUGGUGAACAGUGAGGUGUAAAAAAGAAUUGAGGCAUUGACUGGUUCCAUUUUCCAAAUUAACUCACUUCGGAGUCUAGGAUUGGAAUAUUAUUAUUAUUAUUAUUAUUUAUUAAUUUUAACAAUCAGCCAUUGUAAAGGGAUGUUUAAUAUUGAAGUCUACUCCAGGUAAAUUUUCUUUAUUGUGGAGACAUCUUUCUUUAGAACAAGGCAGCUAACCUGUGGCUGUCCAGAAGAUGAUGUUGGACUCCCUUCAAUCCCAGCCAUAAUAGCCAAUUGUCAGGGAUGGUGAGAGUUGCAAUCCAACAGUAUAUGGGUAGCCACAGGUUACCAACCCCUGCUGUAGAAGAUACUGAUGUAGACUUUUUGCACUGUUUUUUACUUUGCAAAAAUUAAUAAUCUAUUUUAGUAUAUAGAAGGAUGAAGUUCACAUUUUGGCAAUGGUGUAUUUCUUAGCAUGUUCAUUCCUGAAAUAUUUUGUUUUCUGAAAUAAUACUAUAAUGAGAAGCAGUCAUCUAAUAAUAAAUGCACAAAAUGUCAGAAAUGUGUCUGAGGUAGUAUAAAGAAAAGCAAAUUGGAUGUUGCAUUUAUGAAAACUAAGACACUUACAGUACAAUCCCAUGCAUGCCUACUCAGAAGUCAGGCCCAUUGAGUUCAGUGGGACAUCUUCCCAGGUAAGUGUAUAUAGGAAUGCAGCUUUAAUAUGUUUAAAUUUUGGGGCUAGUAUAAUUACAUGUAACUGGCUUACUGUGUCUGUUUAAAAUUAUAAAUUUCUGAUUCCAGAAAGAUGCUGAUAAAGUUAUUUACUACUUAAGUAUGGUAAUUUCAUAUGUGAUAAUAUGGAAUAUGAUGUGCAAAGUAAAAAAAAAGACUUUGAGCAUUCUGCCCUUUCAAUUCUAUGACUAUAUGAAUGUUUAGUUACAUGAGCAUUUAUUUAUUACAUGAGCUGUUGUCAUGUUGCUUUCAUAGCCUUGGGCGUAAAAUAGGUAGUACAGUCAUACCUCGGAAAUCGAACAGAAUCUGUUCCGGAAGUCCAUUUGACUUCUGAAACGUUCAAAAACCAAAGUGUGGCUUCUGAUUGGCUGCAGGAAGCUCCUGCAGACAAUCGGAAGCCCCAUCAGAUGUGCGGCUUCCAAAAGAACGUUCGAAAACUGGAACAGUCACUUCCGGUUUUUGAUUGUUUGAGAGCCGAAACGUUAGACUCCCAAGGUGUUCGGGAGCCGAGGUACGACGGUAAUGUAGUAGUACUACUAGCAGUAGUAGUAGUGGUAAUAAUAAUAAAUAAUAAUUAAUAAUAAAAUAAUAAUACUGAUGCUAUGAACACAAACUUAAUACCAGUCACACUUAGAGGUGCAUUCAAUCAUUCACUGCAUACUAUCUCUUCCUCAGCUAUACAUUUUUUAAUUUGGAUGAACCCAUUUAGUAAUAAGCAAUUAAAAUGCUGAUAUCAGUGGAAAUGUGUACAUUAACAGGGGUUUCCCUUUCCUAAAAAUCCAAGGAGGAGCAAUUUUAUAAAAUGCACCUCAUUUUUAUAAAAUGAACAUUUAAAUUUACAGUUAGUAGCUGAAGGACAAACUUGUUGCAAAUGGCUUUUUAACACAUUGAUGUAGGUAGCAAUUUGUUUAGCGUAUUAACAUUUUAUAUUGCAUGUAGUGCUGUACAAUCACUUAACACAAGUGUUUUAGACAUUGUUUUAACACUAGGACUGUUUGCAGAUUGGAAUUACGAUGCUCAUUUUAACGUUUACAGUAUGGCAUAGAGAAACGCAACUAUCGCAAAAUAUCCCAACCCGUCCAUGCAGAUUUUUUAGAGGUGCCCUCAUGGAACUUCAGAUAUAUUUUGCUUUGAAUAUCAAUGCUUGUGCUGCAUCACAAGCUGCUUUUGAAAUCCACUCACUUAAAAGUGGACUUGCUAAGCAGCAUGGCAUGAUGCUGAUUUGAGAAAGCUCAAGCGCCCUGCUGGGCAUGCAAAGUUAAUUGUGUGAUUUCUCCUGGCUUGUGACCAACAUCUACUACUAUAGUUCUACAGGUCUGAAAGGAAAGCCUGAUACUUUGAUUGAACAAGAUUGUUGUUGUUUUAAAGUCAAUGUUUGGUGGUGGGUUUACACCUGAUAAGUUAUUAAACUGAAGGAGGGGGGGAAGUGUUUCAGGUUGUUUGUUACAUAGUAUCUAUUUUUUUGUUAGUUUUCAGAGUACCCAGAUCCUAUUUUAAGUUCAGAUUACGUGCAGUUGUCAAAUUCUCCGCCUUCUUCAGAUCAAAAGUGCAGUACUGUGUCACGGGAAGAGCUGAAGUCUAUGGAUUUGCCAUCUUUUGAGCCUGCAUUCCUAGUUCUUUGCCGAGUCCUUCUCAAUGUUAUCCAUGAAUGCCUCAAAUUAAGGUUGGAACAGCAGCCUGCUGGGGAGCCAUCUCUCUUGAGUAUUAAACAGGUUUGCCCAAAGUGUUUUAUUAACCCCCCUCCCUCCCCAGUCCUUAGCAAUAAGUCUUACAUUGUUCCACAGAAGGGAUGCGUAGUACGUAUUUAGAUUGGUGGUAAUAUUUUUCAGUAACAUAAAAAGAUACUUAAAAGACAACGAAGGCCAAUAUUCUAUGUACAAUUCUAACAUUUUGCAAAUAAUUCUCUGCUAAUUGCUUUACCAAAAGUUACAGUAAGAUCUUAUACCUCUUCUCCCCCAAAAGCCUACAAUUUUUUGUAAGCUGCUUUGAGACACAGGGUGAGAAGCAGGAUAUACAUUUCUUAAUAAAGUGAUGAACAAUUCAGAGGGAAGCACAGUACUGUAAGCUGCUAUUUCUCUUUCUUGUAAGAAUGACAACAAUUACUGAGGAUUCUGUGGAGGGCAAAUAUGGUUCUGUCUCUGCUUCUUUGCCAACUAAAUUGACUUAUUCCUUAGCUUCGGUAAAUACAUAGCCAUCAGCUAUAUUUAUUUAAUGGGUUUUAAUUCCCUACUCUGUUGCAGGGGCUUGGGUUAUAGUAUACAGUAAAAAGUUUAUCACGCCCCCUCCCUUCCCCACAAUUCUAGCAUUGUAGCAGGCAAACGUGAAAAUGUGAAGUUUUAUGGGUUUCUUAAAUUAAAAAAAGGGUUUUGUGAAAUGAUAUAAAGCAAACUUUUUAUAAAGGUGUGUGGGAUUUGAGCUGUGGAGAUCUGGGUUCAGAUACCAUCACUGGUCAUUACCAUUUGAGGCCUUUCUUGGAGUAAAAAGUGGCUCCAUGUUACAGGCUCAUUGUGAUAGUAAAUGAAGAAAGGUUUGUAAAACACUUAGCAGAGUUAAUGGUCUGUAGAAUUCAACUCUGAAAUCCCACCCACUCUACUGUUGUAGCUCUUGUGUUGCUUGGCGAUUUUAUGUCGUGUAGAGAGGGCCACAUGAUCUGUUAAAACCUCUAAAUUAAAUCUAUGAUUAAAAUCUCAAGAGAAACUCUUUUUUAAGCAUCCGAAUGAUUUAUUGCUUUUUAUGGACUGUUUCCUUGCAGCUAGUGAGAGAGUGUAAAGAGGUCCUGAAAGGGGGUCUGCUUAUGAAGCAAUAUUAUCAGUUUAUGUUACGUGAGGUGUUAGAUGACUUACAGAAGAACAACUGCAACAUCGACUCUUUUGAGGAAGACCUGCAUAAGAUGUUAAUGGUAAGCAAGCAAUCCUGUUUUAUAGUGGGUCACUUCUGUAGGCUUCUCUAUCGGAUUCUUAAUUGUCUCACCAUUGUCAGUUUAUUUUCAUUAGCUUCUCUAGUUGUGCAGGAAUUGUGUUUCUGUUUUAACUACGUUGUGCAAUAUAAUCAGGGGUCCGAUCUUGGAUGGUCCUGAGCUUUGCUCUUUGGAAGCAAAAACAGAGAUGAGGUGCUGAUUUUUACAUAUCUCCCUUGGCAUCUCACCUACUCCCUAAUACAUUCUGACGAUAUUCCAUUUCACAAAGCCACCAUCACAUUACAGGUGGGCUCUGUCUCCAUUGUGGAGUCUAGUGAAACAAUAUGACCUAAAUUGCUGUUCUUCCCUUUUCAAGGUUUAUUUUGAUUAUAUGCGAAGCUGGAUCCAAAUGCUACAGCAGUUACCUCAAGCAUCUCAUAGUUUAAAAAAUCUCCUGGAGGAAGAAUGGAAUUUCACCAAAGAAAUCACUCCUUAUAUACGAGGAGGUGAAGCUCAAGCUGGAAAAUUGUUCUGGUAGAACUUAUUAUUAUUGUGAUUCUCAUGUCCAUUUUGCUCAAAAUUUUAAGUUUUAUUAGCAGGGAUUUUUAAAAAAAGUUUUAUUAAUUGGAAAUCUACUGCCAUUUACAAAAAGUAAAGAUGAUCUUAUUAAAAAGCUAGUAAAAGUUGAAUAUUAAGCAGUGUGUAUCUGAACAAUUUUAAAAUUAAUUAGGUCCCCCCCCCAACUGCAUCUGACUGGGGAACAUUUAAUUUCAUUUAUUUUACAUAAACUUUAUUUAAUACUUUCAUAUCAAUGGCAUUCUAAUCCUGGAACGCUAUGGAAGUUUUGAGAGCCAGUGUGGUGUAGUGGUUAAGAGCGGUAGUCUCGUAAUCUGGGGAACUGGGUUCGUGUCUCCGCUCCUCCACAUGCAGCUGCUGGGUGACCUUGGGCCAGUCACACUUCUUUGAAGUCUCUCAGCCCCACUCACCUCACAGAGUGUUUGUUGUGGGGGAGAAAGGGAAAGGAGAAUGUUAGCCGCUUUGAGACUCCGUCAAGUAGUGAUAAAGUGGGAUAUCAAAUCAAAGCUCUUCUUGAUGCACAAGCCUCUUUCUGUGUUGUCUGUGGGAGUGACAAUUGUUUUUGAUUAUUUUGUUUCAGUGACAUUGCAGGAGUGCUGCUUAAAUCUACAGGGAUCUUUUUAGACUCUGGCUUACAAGAGAGCUGUGAUGAGUUUUGGGCUAAUGCUGAUGACAGUGCAGCUUCAGAUGAAAUCAGGUACUCCCAGACCUACAUAAGAUACACUAUCAUGUUACGGAUGUCUUUAUAUGCAUGAAAGAAGCAGCAUGAAUUUCUUUUAAAAUUGCAGCAGAAACCCAGUGUUUGUGUAUGCUCAGCCUAAUAAUGCUUGCAGUUAAGGGCAUGAAAAUAAUUUCUCUGCCUUGUUUCCUUAACUGUACACUUUGUCUUUUUGUGUAGGAUGUGUCAUCUUCUCAAUGCCAGAUUCAUUUUUAGCUUCUUGUUUGUACAUAUUUGCCUUCUGACUUCUUGUUUAGCCUUUUUUUAAUGUGUUCUUCUUCAGCACAUUUGAAUGCAUGUGCGACAAUAUGUUGAAAUAACUGCAUUCUGUUAAAUUAUUUGUAGGAGGUCUGUGAUAGAGACCAGCCGGGCACUGAAAGAGCUGUUCCAUGAAGCCAGAGAGAGAGCAUCCAAAGCUCUUGGCUUUGCCAAGAGAUUAAGAAAGGUAAAAAGAAAAAGUGGUUUUACAUAGUGUGCCCAGUUCAGCUGCAUUGAUAGGCUUCUUAACAGUGCAGUUUGAUAAACACCUGCCAUUUUAUUCUUAGGACCUUGAAAUAGCAGCAGAGUUCACAUUUUCUGCCUCUGUGCGGGACUUCCUCAGUGCCCUGAAAGCACAACAGUACAUGAAGGUAAAAUCAGCCUUGGGGCUUAAAGGCAUUAUUAUGCUCUCCAGUGUGUGGCGUGUAGAUCUUAUGCAUGUCCAACUACCAAGGUUAGAUACGUCUAGCUACCAAAGUACCAGUUCAUAGUGGCAUACUUUGCUGAAUUGUAACCUGCACUUGGAUCAUACGAUGAAGGGAAGGAUAAGAUACACUUAAUAAACAAUUUCUCACUGAGGGGGUAAACCUGUGUCUGGGUUGUACCACUGAAGGUGGGGGUCCAUGUGACUGAAUGCUGUUCCUUGGACAUCCAUCUGUGUACUUGGAAAGCACCUGACCUCCCUGAUAUACAUUGUGGGGCAGAGGUGGAUGGGAAGGAAAGGCAUCACCUCACUGCUGUGAGUUCAUUGCCCUCUUUUGCAGCCCACCAGUACACAGAAUGUGUCCCAUUGUUGCCAAGGCAACUGAGAGGUGUUCCUGUCUUUCUGUGCAUGUUGAUGGGUAAUGAAACAUGGGAAGACAGUGUGAUGCCUAGUGAUGUGUUGUCAAUACACCCUGGGGCAAGAGCAACACCACUUUGUCUUCAGUGUCAAUUCUCUGUAGUCUUGUUCCCUGUGUGAUCCCCACUGGCUAUUAUGCAGUGAUGGGGGAGACAACUGAGAUAAAGAAGCACUAGGUGGUGGUUGUGGGGAGGGAUGCAGUGCAAAUAGCCAUGGAAAAGGUGCAUAAUGGUGGUAGUCACUUAGCAUCUGUGAAACUCCUUUCACCCUGAGAAAAAUGAGUGAAAUUUUUCUGUGGUUCUAGGUGUUAAUAAUUUGGACCAUAUUGGUUUGUUCCUCAGGUACAGAUCCCUGGACUUGAAAACUUGCAGAUUUUUGUGCCAGAUAACCUUUCAGGAGAGAAAUCUAUCAUCCUGCAGCUACUUAAUACAGCUGCAGGAAAGGACUGUUCAAAAGACUCUGAUGAGGUUGCAAGCGAACCAUUUUUACUUAUGACAAAGUACAGAGACAAAGAUGAUGACACUGAUGACAGCUGGAGCACUUGGGAAGGACAGCCUGUCAAAAUUGUUCCUCAGGUGGAGACAAUUGACACAUUGAGAAGUAUGCAGGUAAAGAAUUUCUGUAUUAGUAUUCUUCUGAUUUGGUAAAUGGUAGUUAUUUAUGGACUCCCAACAUUUAAGAAAUGCUCUGCUUUUCUCACAUGUAAGAAAAUUGGAAAUACUACUAGGGUAGGAUCUUAGGUGCUUGAGAAUUCGGCCUAUGCAUUCUUCAUAGGGGUUUAGUUUGAUCCUCAUAUUGCAAAAAAGUGUGUAUUUUUCUGUCUUGAAUGGAUUUGAGAGUAGGGUAAAUUGUCAGGAUAGCCUUAGAUCAGAUUGGGGUUGUCAUCCAGAGCAUGGCACUUUGCUGAGUAGAGCAAUUCUAUUCUGAACAGCUUGCCGUAGUACAAAGGUAUUCUACCUUUUUGUAAAACCGCUUUGAGGUUUCUUCUUUGAGCCAGUGUGGUGUAGUGGUUAAGAGUGGUAGAUUCGUAAUCUGGGGAACCGGGUUCGCGUCUCCACUCCUCCACAUGCAGCUGCUGGGUGACCUUGGGCCAGUCACACUUCUCUGAAGCCUCUCAGCCCCACUCACCUCACAGAGAGUUUGUUGUGGGGGAGGAAGGAAAAGGAGAAUGUUAGCCGCUUUGAGACUCCUUUGGGUAGUGAUAAAGUGGGAUAUCAAAUCCAAACUCUAGAAUCAAGCCUUCUAUAAAUUUUAUAAAAUAAAUAAGAAACAAUGUUUGAAGCUACAGGAUGUUAGUAGAAAAUGUAACAUUGUUAUAAUAUUAAUAAGUUCUUGCACUUGUUGACAUAUUGGAGAAAUCAAACGGCUUUCUUCACUUUAGAAGUAUGAAACUAAUGUAUAUAGUGAGCAUAUAAAGUUCUUAUUCUAGCAACAAGAAGUGCAUGGAACUCUUUUCCUCCCACCACUCAGCAACACAUUUGCUGAAGUGUGCUUCUGCACAGACUUCAUUCCCCAACUUGCUGUGUGGAGGUUUUGCACCACAGCUGCGCAUACAACUGGAGUUGCUCUCAUCCCUCACCUAGCAGCCUCUGGUGCAUAGAGGGAGGCAGACAAUGCACCAAAAUAUGUUUAUCAAUAUGUAACUGUCUCUAAAUUGGUUACAAUGAACGUUGAAGGAACAGCUUUGGAAAAUCCAGAAGUACAACUGGAGACGUUUUUCAUAAAAUUAGCAAUUUUGUGGGAAGGAAAAUAGUACCAUUUAAAACAUGUCAGAGUUAAGUAUUUUAAAUUUCAGAAUUCACGGUUACAACUUUGGGAACCGUUUUUCAGCAAUACCAUAAAUUAAUCUUGUAUUCUUAGGUUGACAACCUCCUCCUUGUAGUCAUGCAGCCUGUUCAUCUUGUGAACCAGAGAAAAGCUGUCCAACAGUUUCUUGAAGGGCUCAUCUCUUUACAUCAGGAGCAAACAUCCAGCCAGCCAGUCAUUGCCAAAGCUUUGCAGCAGCUGAAGGUACGUAUCUUUCUGGUUUAUAUUCCUCUGGAUUGUUAAGCAUUCUCAGUCGCUUAGAAUUACAAAAUCUUUAAAGAGGCUGCUGAGGUCUACUUUUAAAUGCAAGUGAUCAGAGAAAGAUUGUCAUUGCAGUUUUGUGCAAGUAAGUUGAGAGUAAUUUAUACAGCAGGCUGAAUGAAUUGUAUGUACAGAUUGGGAGGUCGUAUGUUUAUGCACUGACACAUGAAGCAUAGCUUCCAAACAGAUUUGAAUAGUAAGUAAGAAACUUUAUAUCGUGCUUUAGGAAAACAGUAAAAUGCAGUGCUUGGGAAAACCUUUCCCUUAUAAGGCUUUACUAUUUACAAAUCACCAGUUUAUCCACCUGACUUCUACUCAGAGUAGAUCCAUUGAAAUUAAUGGACCUAAGAUAUUCAUACCCAUUAAUUUCUGGAUUACUGCUGUGGUUACAAAAGUCACUUAUCAAUGUUUGGUCCAGUGUUCCAGAUUUCUAGGGGUUAACCAGAAAAUUCUUGGAAGCUGGCCAUUGCAACCUGAGUGUAGGAAACUGGGUGUGGAAACUUGCAUGCACACAAAUAGUGGUUGGAUAUAUGCACUUGAAGAAUCUUAAUCACACUUUUGAUAAAGUUGGCUUUUGCGUAAAAAUCACAAUUUAUUUUUUAACAGUGCAAUCCUAUAUAUGUCUACUCUGAAGCAAGAACCACUGAGUUCAGUGGGACUAACUGCCAGGUAAAUAGGUAGAGGAUUGCAGCCUAAGGUAUCCCGUGAUAUAGCGAGAAGUAGCCAUUGAGGAUUAUCAUAAGGUUCCUGUAGAACCAUGUAUUACAUGAUUAAGAAGUAUCAAUUAACUAUGAGUUAAUUGUUUUGAUGAAUUUGUUGUUUGCUUUAUAUGCUGUUGUGUUUGAUAUUAUAGAGAUUGCAAUGUUCGUUGUUUUUAAAUGCUAUUGUGAUUGCUGUGAGACUCUUUGAGCUCAGCAUUUGCUAUUUGAAAAGCAGAAUACAAAUAUUAAAUACACAAAUAAUACUUCAGCAAAUAUUUUUCCUGUUUUCCAGAGUGAUGCAUUACAGCUUUGCAAUAAGAUAAGCGGUGCGAUUGACAGAGUUGAUCGCAUGUUCACAUCUGAAUUUGAUGCUGAGGUUGAUGAAUCAGAAUCUGCCACCCUGCAGCAAUAUUAUCGGGAAGCCAUGAUUCAGUGUUACAACUUUGGUUUUGAGGUUGGUUCAAGAGAAAUGUUUUGCCUAUUUUUUCCCAAGUGGAAGGCUUUAAUUUUAUUUCUUCGAAGUGAAUUUUUAAAUGGGUCAUGUUUUUUUUAACAGCCAUAUGAUUGGGUAAUCACUUUUCCCUUCGGAGAAAUAGCGUUGUGUAACUAAUAGUAGCAUAAUGUUUAGAAUCAGACCUAAGGGCUUGUCUAGCGUAGUGUUCCGUUCUUACAGGGGCCAACCAGAUGAGAAGUCCACAAGCAAGACAUGAGUGCAAUAGCACUCUUCGGCUUUACAUUUUAUGCAAAAGAACAAAAAUGCACAGAAAAAUAAAAACAAUAUAUAUUUCCCAUUAUAAGAAUGCUUGUUUUGUUUGAAAGUUAUGAAACAUUGGAGGCUGUGUAGCAAGCACACCACAUAAGAAAAUAGAAGAUCAUCUGCUCAGGUCAAAAUUAGACCCAUAUUCUCCUUUUUCAAGGGCUGCUGCUAAAUAGCAGUGUUCCCUACUGGGUUUCCCUUUCUUAUGUAUGAAAGGCUCCAGGGAGUUUUGACCCAACAGCCUUUUUAUUUAUGCAUAACUGCAGUUUUCUAUUGCAUUGGUUAUCAGCAGGUUUGUAUGCAAGGUGUUACAGAGACAUACCAUGCUAUUCUCUUGCUUUUUUCACAGGGUGGUAUCUUAACAAAGUAGUUCCAUUUGCACAAUUAUUUCCAUUUGCACAGUGGAUCUCCCCUCUCUCCCCUCUCUCCAUCAACAAGAUUUAGGGGAGAUGGGGGAACACAAAGGGAGGGAGGGGAACAUCCAUUGCACAGCCAGAAGUUCUUGUGUUAAUGAAGUACUUGGUUGGAUAUCACCCACAUUGUGUUUAUGUUGUACCUAUUGCAUUAUUGGAGAAUUUGUAAAUCUGGAUGCAGAAUUUUGAAGUUUCAGAAACACUGUUGUAGCAGUUGAAAAUGGCAAUAUUUAUUUCAAAGCCUUGACAGGUGAUUUUAAUAUAUUGCAGUACCACAAAGAAGCCAUCCGUCUGAUGUCUGGGGUAUUCAGACAGAAAAUUGGAGACCAGUAUAUCAGUUUUGCAAGAAAGUGGAUGAAUUACGUCCUUACUAAGUGUGAGAGUGGCCGAGGUACUAGACCAAGGUAAUGAUUGAGAAAUAACUAUUUUCAAUUUUCCUCCUUUCUGUUUUAUGGGAGCUUGUAAUAUUUAAACAAAGAGCAAGGUUGCUGCCUUGAUUACUUUGAAGAUUAUAUUAAUGCUAAAUACCACAACAUGGGUACAAGAAUAAGAUAUUUGAGGUAAUCCAAGGCACCAGUCAUUUAAGAGUUUUCAGAUAAACGUGACUCAUGAUUAGAAAACAAGGCUAGAAUUAAGGUUUGUUACACAGUUUAAUUAGACUUGAUUUUUAAAAUUACGAUAUGGGGAAUGCAUGCUAUAGUAGAUAAUCAGGAUGAUUUAGAAUAUAUUCUUCUGCCCAUUGCCUGCAUCAAGAGCUGCACCCAGCCUCCAAGGAUUCCCUUAUAAUUCACUAAGUACCUGAAAGUCAUGGCAAUUUGGUUACGGUUAAUUGUGGGUUCCCAAGCAUUUUGGCUGUCCUUACCAGGUGUACAUCCUUUUCUACAUGGCAUACACUUCAUUAUUUCCUUUGUUGUCAUUAAUUUGAAAAGAUAAUUGUCACGACUGGAGAUGUUGCAGAGUUUGGCCAUACUUUGCAUUGUGGACAUACUAAACGUCUGCGGGGAAACAGGGUUGUCAUCUAGAUCAGGAGUCAGUAGACUUUCCCCCUCCCUCCCCCCAUGCCACCUAAAUCUCUGGAAGGUUUUGGAAACCCCCAAAAUAGGUUUAGGAGGCACGUGGAGGAGGCGGAAGUCCUGUUGUGCCAAUGGACCUCAUUCCAUGAACACAUGUCCCACUUAGAGCUAUGUUGAAACCUACCUUAAGGGUGUUGGGAUUUCAGUAUUCUUUCCCAUGCAUAGCCAUAAAAACAUAGCUUCAGGGAACAGAGUCUUGAGUAGGCAUUGUUUUAGAUUUGCAUAGUGUUUAGAAAGGCAAUAUUUUUGUGUAGCAUGGCAACAGAGGUUGUUUUUCUCUAAAUAAACAGAGCUGCUUAUAUAAGUACUCCUGGUUAACCAGUAACUUCUUUCUGCACAACAGGUGGGCAACACAAGGUUUUGAUUUCCUUCAAGCCAUUGAGCCAGCAUUUAUUUCAGCUCUUCCUGAAGAUGACUUUUUGGUAUGUCAUUAACCACUCUCAUAUUUUAAGUUAACAAACACUAUUGGCUGCAUUUGUGACCAGAUAAGUUUUGCUGGUGGUUCAUUUUAUUCAUACUUCUUGAAUUAUAUAUGUUCCUAAGUUAUACAUUUAAAUUCAUUAAAGAUACUGCAGGUACUUAUUAGAAAAACGCGGUAUUUAUUGUUGCAGUGAUGUUAAUUUUCUAUCUUCCAGAGUUUACAGGCAUUGAUGAACGAAUGUAUUGGCCAUGUAAUUGGAAAGCCUCAUAGUCCUGUUACAGGUUUGUACCUUGGUAAGGCAGCAGCUACACAGUCUCUUCCUCUGGAACUUUACACCUGUAGUUUGUAGAAAUAGAAACAUGUCGUUGUAAGUGAAUUAAAUGUGUAAAUCUAAAACACACACGAGUCACAAUAAAAACAAGAACCAGCCAGUCAUCCAACUCAGUAUGUCGGCCUCCUGUCUUCACAAAAUGAUGACAACAAAUCAGCAGGAAUGGGGAACCUGAGACUCUCAGGACGUUAUUAGACUGCAGCUUCCAUCAUCAUUGACCAUUAGUCAUGCUGGUUGGGAUUGAUGGGAGUUGGGAGUCUUAACAACCUGUAAAGGACCAGUGUUUCCCCAUCUCUACAAUAAAGAAUGCAGUUUUUAAAGCCCCUCUAAAAUAUAAGAAGCAGCAGAUAAUCCAUCUUGGCCUACUAGAACAGACAGGUUUUCAGUUUGGCUUGGAAUGACAUCAGGGAGGUGAGGUGGCCAGAUAACUCUUCUCAAGGCACAGCAUUCCAAAGCAUGAGCACAGCAGCUAAUUAAGUCCCAUCACAUGUUCCCACCACAUGUUCCUUCCUGAGCCUCAGGAAUUGGCAGUGCCUGUCCAGAUGACUUCAGUGAGCAUGGUGGUCCCAGGGCAUGUUCUGAAGGGACAAGAGGCCUUGCUGAAGCUAAGCAGGCCUGGAUCUUGUCAGUGUGUGGAUGGGAGAUUGCUUACGAAAUGCACAUGUGCUGCUGUGUGCUGCUUAGAGGAAGAAAGGCAGAAAAAGAAUAAAUAAGUAAUAGGUGGUCCUUUAGGUGGUCCUUAUAGCUGCUUUCUACAGCAACUGAAGUUUCUGAGCCGCCCUCAAAGGUAGCCCCAUGUAGAGCAUGUAAUAGUAAUCCAAGCUAAGGCACGUGUGACCACGCUCACAAAACAGUGGUGAACAAACUGGAACUAUGUGGGAAAUAACCUUAUACAGAAUAUUUUGCAUUAAGUAAAGUUCAUACUAAUAGCAGAAAUUGAAUAGCUUUCCUGGAGAUUCUUCAACUUAGCCCUGCACACAUUGUUGGUGGCAAAGAACAAACAAGACUGAUCAAACCAUUGGUGGGCCUCCUAUGAAACUGGUGGGCUACAUUGUGCCGGGAGGGGCACGAGGUGUGCAGACCUGCAUGAACUAGAGAGGCCUGCAAGCCAAUGUGGAGUCUUGUUGUAUAUAGAGUGUGUCCUCCACAAUUAGCUUGCCUUUCCCUGCAUAAAAUGUAUAAGCAAGGGAGUUGCUUAUGUUGAGAGAUCAACAACUAUGGCAGGUACAGCUAUAAAGUGACAACAUUAAAAUGACUAGAAGUGUUCUGCUGAUACCAGGUUAGGAUCUCUCUUGCUUAUUGUGGUUGAGCUGGAAUGGCUCUUAAUGGACCUUUGUCCAUUAGGACAAAUUGAAGAAAUAAUGGCAUUAUUAUACUCCAUUAGGAGUAUAUUGAAGAAAUAAUGGCAGUACUUGAGGAGGAAAAGAGGAAAACUCAAAUCCGUGUUUUGCUUGAACAUCAAAGAUGCACUUGGAAGAGUGAACAACUUCAGUCCAAACAAGUCCAGGUUAAUUAUGAAAGAAUAUAUCUGUAGUCAAGCUAAAUAUUUAAAUAUACAGAGCAAGUCCCAUAAAUUGGGAGUUGUCUUGUGGCUUAAGGAAGCCUUUGUACUUUUGCAAAAUAUUACACACACACACACACACACACACAUUUUCUUAACUAUUUGUACGCUAAAUGACAUAUAAAUAGGAAUAGCUUACUUACUAGUGCUUGCUUUUCCAUAGCCCACUACAUCUCCUGGCUACUAGCCUGCAUAUACAUUGGGCUGACCAAUUUCUUAAGUCCGCUUCUCAUGGGCUGACAGGCAAAUCUGAAUGCACAGUGAGCCACAUCAGUUGCUAUUUGAGAAAGUCUCUCUGGGUCGAUUUCAUCCCAGUUUCUUCCACUUCAAACAAAUUGCAUGAACUGGACCUCCAUUACAAUGAUCCUGCAUCAAAUGUGACAUGCAUGUGUUGACUGUUCUCUUCAAUCAUCUGAAUGCCCUCCCUCUGCCUCUUUCUGCUUGUAGCUAUUCAUCGGAAUAGUCCCCGUCCUGUGAAAGUACCUCGAUGCCAUAGUGAUCCCCCAAAUCCUCACCUCAUCAUCCCAACACCUGAAGGGUUCAGGUAUUAAAAGCUUAUCCAGAUCCUUACUGCUUGUAUUCUAGAGGAAACUGGUGUUUCUGAAGUUGUUCAAGCAACUUUACCAUUUGAACCUUGAUGUCUGCCUUUAUCCAAAGGAGAUAAAAAAAAUUCCUAUGUGCCAAGCCCGCAAUACUUUCUCCCCUUUGAAAAAAUGCAUAAAACCCCACAGUAAUUUUCCUUAUUGUUAUGAGUUCUGUGAAGAAUGUCAUUGCCUCUCUGUAACAUCAUUUUGAUAAGUGACAUAGCCUUUCUCCUAUAUCUGAACAACUUUCUGAAUUUUAUUAUUAUUUAUUGCUUUCUUCUGUUCUCCAUGAUAUGUGAUUCAGUAAUAUGCUACUACAGUGCUGGAGCUAGAGGUUUGUUUUGUGUGUGUGUGUGUGUGUGUGUGUGUGUGUGUGUGUGUGUGUUAUAAAAAGCAGCAAGAGCAAGGCAGCUCUUUCUCCCCAUCUCUGUCCACCACAAUCCUAUCCUACAGUUUCUUGAACCUUCACUUGAACCUUCCCGCCCCCCAUUUUCUUGCUGACUACUUCCUCUCCUUCUCCUCAAAAGAUUGCAAACAACAGUAUUAACCCCCAAACAGGUGGACCCUCCUAGAUCUAUAAUAUACGAAAAAUGGAAACUUGGCUAUUGAUGACAAAUUAGUGGUAGCUCUAGCAAUAAUGUUACUGAUUUUUAAAAACAGUUUUAUUAAGACCCUCAGACAACUGAGAUGCAGAAAAUGAAGAUUCUGUUGUGCUGCUUUCUCUUCUGGUUUUUUAAACAUGCAUGUAUGUGCAUGCAAAUCCCUGUGAUGUUGCUGCUUCUGUUAAGUGUAGAUUAUGAAAGUUAGCUGAAUAUGGUGGCAUUUCUGCAUCUUGGAAAUUAGAGGGUUUCCACAUCAACUUGUCUAUGGACGUUGUCACUUCACACCUACAAAAAAUAUAUAUACUAUAAGAAUUACUAUACAAAGCCAUCAUGCGGAGACAGCAUUUGCACACAUCACACUAAAUCACGCUGGAGCAAGCCUCAGCAGAUUUCAGAUUUACAUGCUUCUCUCCUUUCCUCUCCCCUUGCAAAUUGCAAUGACAUUGGAAGCUUUUGCUUUUGCAUAACUGGCUUGUUUAAACAGUGAUACCUCGGUUCUCAAACGUAAUCCAAUCUGGAAGACCGUUUAAGUUCUGAAAUGUUUGAAAACUGAGGCGCGAAGGGCUGUCUGCAAAUCCAAUUGAGAAAACUGAAAAACACACAGCGGAAGCCGUUUGACCUCCAAGGCACGCUUGAAAAUGGAAGCAUUUACUUCCGGGUUUUCGAAAUGUUUGUCAACGAAGACGUUUGAGAACCGAGGUACCACUGUAUUUAAGAUUAAAUACAGUUCCAGGUCUCGACAAAAGGGCAAGCCAUGUUUAAUCAAAAGUGCGGCUCUGCGAAAGGAGAAGUGAGGCGACAGAGCAUGUGAGCCCAAAUAGCUUAAGAGUAGUGUAUGCCUGCUGCUACAGUAUUUGUACUCACUACACUUUUUGUUUACAAUUUUGUUUUCAGUACUCCACAUUUAUAAAUGGAUCUCCUUUUGCUUGCUGAAAACAAUCUAGGUCCUCAGUUGCAAGCAUAUUUUAUAGUGCAAACUGGAAACUUAAUCUACUUAGAGCUCAAAUCAUUUUACAGGUUGUUUUUUAAAAAACAAACUUUUCACAAGAUUUUUUUCAGACUACUGUUUUGAGUCACUGUGUUUUAAGAAUCCAGUAAAAAUGGACCUGAAAGUCUUUUCCUGAAGCUUUUCUUCUCACUGCAGCACCAGGAAUGUCCCAUGUGAUGUACGGAACCAUUGCAGCCCUGCUCUUAGUCGCCCCACUCCCCUCGGUGGUGACUCAACUCAGCCAAAACCACCUGUCAGCAGUACAAAUGAUAUCAGGUAGCUCCACAACAUAGCAGAUUCAUUCCUGUCCACAUCACUCAUAUAAACUGCUUGCAAUUAGAUCCUAGUAGUUCAUCAUGGUUCCAUUAUAUGCUCCUGGUGAUUACCUUGUUUCUUCUAAAAGUGUGAGAUUUUUUUUUUUAAGUGCACGUUAUGUUUAUCCAUUUUAAAAAGAUCUUUUUUUUUUUACCAUGCAUGCUUGAGAACAAUUUUUUAUUUAGUUUUAUUUUAGAACCAUUAAUGCAUGCAGUCCAUUUCCUUUGUUCCUUUGCAGCUUUAUAGUAGCUAGGUGUGACUGAACUAAUACUGAACAGAGAGCCUAUAAUAUGUACACCUCUCUUAAUUUCAUAAAAUUCUUCCCAUGGGCAUAUAGAGUGAGUAGUAAAACCUUCCAAGAAGAGUUACACUGGUGACAAAUCCACCGUAAGAUGUUUCUUUGGCACACUGGACAACAUGCAGUGCACAAAUGCUACCAUACUUCAUUUGUUCUUUUUGAGUACCCCAUAUUUCAGAUAAAGAGAAAACCCAGCAAAAGCAAAGCAACUGUGUCUGGUACAUUGAUAAUGUCAUCUUUAAUUUUAUUUGCUUCUCUGGACAUUGAGUUGAAUCCAUCUAAGCCAUGCUUUGAGAAGACCCAUUGAAAUCAUCUAACUUAAAUCCAUUGGUUUCAGUGGAUUUAUUCUGAGUAUGGUCUAGUUGGAUGAGACCCAUUUUAAAUUAGAUUUUCAAAGGUAUAGCAUUAUGACUUGACACAGGCUCUUUCUUUCUCCCAUUAAUAUAUACAUAUGUAUGUAUACACCUGUAUGCAUAAAUAUGUAUACCUUUGAAAUGUAUACUGCCCUGCCAUUCCUUCCAAUUGCUGCUGAUGUGUUUCGAUAUGUAAGAUGGCUCCAUUUUUAAAAAAAUGAACUCCGUCUAGUGGACAAGUUCCUUUGAUCUAACAGGAUUGUUGCCUGGUUUAUUGUAGACCAGCGGCAUCUGGCGCCUUCACAAGUGUUCCCCCUUCCCUGCUUCAGGAUGAUUCCUGCAUUGACUAGAUGACCUUCAAGGUCCCUUCCAGCUUCACAGUUCUGUGACUCUAUGAUCAAAUGUAAAUGUAACCUUGUGGUACAUUUGCAUGUACUGGUGCCAUUGCAUUUACCCCUCUCAAAUAUUAGUAGCAGCUUUUUUUUUGGAGAACAAUCAUAUUUUGGGAUUCCUCCCUCUCUCUCUCUCUUUAACCAGGAUGCAGAUCUAGACUAUAAACAUUUAGUUUGCUUUCUUAGUAUGUGGCUUUCAUUAACAUACAGAAUCAUGGCUAUUUUCACUUUAUUUAAGCUUUCUGCUUUUAGAAAAUGGUUGGGGGCGGGGAGUAAAAGUGCUAAUUACGACAGCAGCAGUGUGUGUUCUUUUAAACAGAGGCUCCAGCGUCCCUGAAAAUGAUAGACUGGCUUCAAUUGCUGCUGAACUGCAGUUUAGAUCAUUAAGCCGCCACUCAAGUCCCACUGAAGAACGUGAAGGUGAUUGCUGUCUAAAUUGUAAUGCUUCCCCCCUGCCAAAUUGUUUAUGCAUUUCUCCCUAAAACAAACAACCAUUGUAUUUCAAGGCCAACAAACAACCAUUGUAUUUCAAGGCCAGGUUCUUCUGCUGAAUUAUCAGUUUGACCUUCUCAUUCCCAAAUACUGUAGGUGUGAAUCUAUCGGCAGAUUAAGAUCUAUCUUUAUUAUGCCUUAUGGUAGAACGCUUUUCGUAGCAGAUCUGCUAUUGUAAUUUAAUGUAGUUGUUUGCAUCAUUUAUGCCCCACUAACAGUAAGUAAAAUGAGGAAUUGUAAGUCUGGAGAGUGAUCAGCUAACCUGCUAAUUAACUGCUCUGAUGAUCAAAGAGGGCAUUAACUAAAUGAUGAAAGGCAACAAGUGAUGAAACCAGGCAGGAUUCCUGCAGAGACUACGCUUGUGGAAUAAAUAGAGGCACCACUACUUUGAAGGCUGCGCUCCAUAAUUAGGACCAACCCCUACAAAUACCCUUACAAAUUGAUACUGAAAUAUCAACAUGUAGCAAGCAGACUCUGUUAUUGAAAGCCAGCCAUAAAUAUAGAAUGAGAAAUUGCCCUUAUUUUUACAGCUUCAUUAUGACUAAUCAGGUUAUUGUCCAUUCCAGACCUAACUUUUUGCUUAUUAAUCCUUUCAAAUCUACAAUUCUGUGGUUCUAAUGGGAACCUAGAACAUUUCAGGUUUUGACACUCUUUUCAGUUUAUUUCAGACAGUAAUUUUGGUUUUCACUUUUUGGUUAUUCUACAUUUAAUCAUAUUCCUAUGCACAGUUGUUUUUAUGUGUAUAACCUUCAAUUUCUAUAGAAUGAAUGCUUUAUAGCAUUGUCUCAUCAGUCCCACCACCCUUAUCCCAUUCAUCUUAAAUUCAUGGAGCCAAGAGGUUCCUUCUGUGAGUAGAAAGGCAUUUCCGCUUGAGGUGGGGAGGCAUCAGUAGUCUGUGGUGCCAUGUAACACUAUUUCUGAUAGCUUUCUGACCCAAAGGAGCAUUGCCUCCGUGGACACUGGGGGCUACUAAAAGGCAUUGCAUGGGGCAACCCAGCCCGUUUUUAUGGCACCGGCCCCUUCCUCCUCCACCAAAACAAGUGGUGCUUGUUUCUACCCUUGCAACUAAAUCGUCUCUAAAGAGUAUGCAAUCGAUCUCCGUGUUUAUGUAAAUAGCUUAUACUACUGUGGGGCCCUAAUAAUAGUUUGAACCAUCUUCAUAUCCUAACAUCAACAGGAACCAGUGCUAAGCAGUGGGUAAAAAUAAAUAAAUCAGUUUUCUGCUCUAUAUCAGUGCCAUCAGUUUCUUAAAGCAUUUUGUUUUCACAGAGCCUACUUAUCCAAAAGGAGACUCUAGUGGAUCAGCCCGAAGAAGUUGGGAGCUUCGGACUCUUAUCAGUCAGACCAAAGGUAAAGAUAAGAGUUGGCUACUUAGCUGUGUUCUGUUUUGCCAUGAAUGCUAGGUAUGAUUUUUAGGAGUGCCCUCAAUGCCAGUUGGUUUUGCUGUAAGCUCUCACCAAACUAUAUCUUCCUAGUAAAUAGACUUGUAUUUCUGUUAGUACAUCGCUUGUAGGGUUGCAAGAAGUUUUGUAAGGAGAACUAUAUGAAUUAUUGCAAAAAAGGGCUAAGAAGGAGUUUAUUUAAGAUUUGGAUUUUAUAGCAAUAACUAUUAAAAUAAAAUGCAAUAUCAGAAAGAAAGUUAGAAAACCAUUAGUCGAGGUUGAUGGAAGUCCUAGGCUGUGAUAGCCAAAGGUUUGUUAUGUUGUAUAAGAUGGGGUGUUACAUUUGGAAAACAUGUGCAAAAACCAAUAAAAUUGUAUGUAUGUAUGUAUGUAUGUAUGUAUGUAUUUCUGUUAGUAUACACAAAUGUGCAUAUUGGUGUAAAACUUAAACUUGACAGCCAUUGACAGCUCUUAAUUCUGGUGGAGGAUUCAGAAAGUUAUGGCAUUUACUGAAUCAUUUCAAGAACCACCAAACUAAACCAAAGAUGAAAAUGCCUUUUCACAUGAAACCGAGGUGGUACAGUAGCUGCACCAUAACCCCUCAGUCAUGCAUGGCAAAGGGUCAGCGGGAGAUGACAAUAGAUACUUGUUCCUCUCUAUUCUCAUUCAUGGCCUAAAUUUAAAGUCUACAAAGAAUGACUUAUGAGUUUUAUCAGCAUUGCAGCUUACCAUAUCUUAAACUCAUAUAGUAAUGGUUCUUUAUAGUCUGCUUGCUUUUUUUUGGUCUUAAAGUCAUUCUCUAAAUGCUGCUGAGGUUGAGAAGUUUGGCUGAUACCAGACAGUCAUGGAUGUAUGAUGCUGUCUUGUGUUAGCCCUCUACUGACUGUCUGAUUUGCAGCAACUCAUUGAGAUUUCAGGCAGAGAUUUGACUGCUCUACAGCCUGCUUUCCUUUUAACUGGAGAUCCCAGGGAUUGAAAUUGCAGUAACAGGACUUGUUCAAGAUUUUCCCCUUUCUUUCUUAAUUCCUAGACACUGCUUCCAGGCAGGGACCCAUGGAGGCAGUUCAGAAAUCUGUCCAGCUGUUUGAAGAAAAGAGGUACCGAGAAAUGAGGCAGAAAAAUAUUAUUGGCCAAGUUUGCAACACUCCCAAAUCUUACGAUAACGUCAUGCAUGUAGGCUUGAGAAAGGUGACUUUUAAGUGGCAGAGAGGAAACAAAAUCGGUAAGUUUCUGGUAAGCUGCUUUUCAGUAAACUGUAUUCCUAAUUGCAGUUUAUUUUACAAUACAUGAAACCCAAGCAGCAUAUUAAAUGCACUGUUGUUGAAGAUAGCAUCUGAUGAGUAUAAGUCAGUGCAGUAGUAUAUGGAGAAGCACUUGGGCUGAUUGCCCUUUCCCCCACCCCAAAUGUAUGAUCAUCUUUGUGAAGGAGGAUAUACAGUGGUGCCUCGCAAGACGAAAUUAAUCCGUUCCGCGAGUAUCUUCGUCUAGCGGUUUUUUUGUCUUGCGAAGCAACCCUAUUAGCGGCUUAGCGGAUUAGCGCUAUUAGUGGUUUAGCGGCUAUUAAAGGCUUAGCGGCUUAGAAAAAGGGGGGGGGGCAAAAAAAAAAUCGCAAGACUCGCAAGACAUUUUCGUCUUGCGAAGCAAGCCCAUAGGGAAAUUCGUCCUGCGAAGUGCAUUGAAAACGCAAAACCCUUUCGUCUAGCAGGUUUUCCGUCUUGUGAGGCAUUCGUCUUGCGGGGCACCACUGUAUAUGCGUGCAUCACCUGGUCUUCCAUUUCUGCGUAAUCACAGUCUUGUUGUAGUUUAUGGAUGGAAUCAGUUGAAAAUUUUACUCGUGUACUCAGUGAUGUGUGUACAAAUUUGCAUUUGUUACAAAGGAGGUUCUUCUGAAAUGAUCUAGAGGGGACUUUGCCCAAGCAGCUUUCUCUGUAUGGAAGUUCUAGCAAUUUAAACACUACUUGCCUAAAGCCUCAGUUUCAAUUAAUACCAUUAGAGGAUGAACACAGAAAAGUUACAUUGAGGAUCCAUACACAUAUUUACAGGAGUCAUUGUUCAUACUGGCAGAAUCGUGAGCAAUAUGUUCAGGCUGCUUACACUGUUAUUAUUCUUACAUUUCUGCAGGAGAAGGUCAAUAUGGGAAAGUGUAUACCUGCAUCAGUGUUGACACUGGUGAACUGAUGGCCAUGAAAGAAGUAAGUACUAGACUAAUAAAACACACUGAAUUUUUCUGUUUUCUGCUUUGUAUUAGCAGCAAUGUUAAUUUUAAAAAUCACUGUUUUUGCAGAUAAGAUUUCAACCAAAUGAUCACAAAACAAUCAAAGAAACAGCAGAUGAAUUGAAAAUUUUUGAAGGCAUUAAGCACCCUAACCUGGUUCGGUACUUUGGUGUUGAACUCCACAGGGUAAGCAAACCUCAGUUGCUGACACACGCAAAUAAGUUAGGUCUGCAAACUUUAAUCAGUUUAAUUUGUAGGAACACACAGAACCUUUGGGCCCCCUUUUACAUGCGACGUUAAUAUUAUCAAGUUGCAUUUCAUCACAUCUGUACAUGGUCAGUGGAAACAGUGGGUGUGUGAUAUAUUUCAGAACCAUAAUUGGGGAUGUUUUCAGCUAAGUCUAGUCAGAGUAAACUCAGGGAUAUCCAUGUUCCUAAGUGAAUCAUGUCCAUUAACUUCAGUGGGUCUACUCUGAGCCGAAUAACACCCUUCCUGUUUAAGAAUCAAAACUGGGUGUGAUGUGGAAGCGUCAUACUCCAGCUUCUCAGUAUCUUUUUAUGUGCUUAAAAGGAGUAGCUGGAGUGGGUUCAGUUUGGGAUUGAGGCUGAGCAGAGAUGGCCCUAACUGAAAUCCCUCCUCUCUGAAGCUGCUGGAGGUGGGGAUACAGGUACAGUGUGGGUACCCACAGCAAACAGCAGCAUGAAGUGGGUGGCAGUUUAGAUUUGGAACAGACUUGUUCUGCAGUCUGCUUCAGAGGGUAGGACUAGAAGUUUGUUGGCAUCCAUCUGUCUCGAGAGACAAUGGAGUGCAGUCAAACCACUGCAUUAGCAGUACCAAAGGGACCUCCACACCAACCAGGUACAAGCCUGGUGUGGAAAUUGCAAGGAAGCAGAUUUUGGUUAAACCUUAGCAGAAACUUAUUUUAAGAGAGAUAAGCAAUAAAACAGAGUGUUUUGGGGAGGUGGUUUUCCAAACCAGCAGAAGUAUUUAGUGGAGCCUGGAACGGCAUCUAUCAGGGAUGCUUUUGUUGCAAGAUUCCUGCAUUAGGCAGCAGGUGAACUCGAUAAUCUACAAAGUCUGUUCCUACUGUGAAAUGGAUAUCGCACCAUGUCUACACUGGCCCUGCAUAUUUUAUGUUGCAGCAUAGAGAGUCUUAUGGAUGUUGUAUGAGAUAAAAGCAUCACUCUUGCAUUAGGUAUGGUGGCCCAAACUUCUUUUGUCUGGUAUGCUUAGCAACCAUCUUCGUAGCCCACCACAGCAGACAGUUGCCAUUUCCCCCCAUACCAGCUGUUGCCUGUAUAGAACACAUCCGGGACAAGGUACUGUGCGGUGCAUCUACCAUUCCAGGCAAAAACACAAGGCAUUCGUAGCUUACAGAAGCAUGCAUAUUUGAAAGACUCUUACUCUGCAUACAGAAGAUGCAAUGAGACCAGAUUCCUUUCUUUGUUCCCCAACUAUAGGAAGAAAUGUACAUCUUCAUGGAAUACUGUGAUGAGGGAACUCUAGAGGAAGUGUCAAGGCUGGGCCUCCAGGAGCAUGUCAUUAGGCUUUACACUAAGCAGAUCACAACGGCCAUCAAUGUGCUGCACGAACAUGGCAUAGUGCACCGGGACAUCAAAGGUAAGCAGCACUUCUGAAUUCUUUCAUUUCCCUUUUUGCUCUGGGCUGAUCUGCAGGUUUGCAUUUAAAAAACAAACUUUGGGAAUAUAACAAAACUCGGGGAUAUAAAGCUACGCAAACCCCAUGUUAAUGAGAUUGCCCCACCUUUCUUUAUUUCCUUUCCCUCAUUUCAGGGGGUUGGACAAAAUGAAUCUUGGGAUCCCUUCCAGCGCUACAAUUCUAUGAUUCUAUUAUUUAAUGCAUAUUCUGCUUUUCCUCCCAGAGGGGCCUGGGAUAGCAAACACACCUGCAAUUCUUAAAAAAAAAUUUUUUUUAAGCAUUCUCAAACAGUUCAAACAUUCUACAAUCACUUACAGUUUAAAGCAUUAUAACAUAAUGUGUCACCCUUUCCCUUCUGGAAUAGUGCGUCCAGAACCUUAUUUUCUGGGGCCAGAAUGUAUUACUGGUGGUGGUUUCUGCAAUUGGUAGCCACCACCACGAGUUGUUGAAAUCUGCUCUGGAGGGUUAGAGGUGGCCCAGGAGAAUAUUGGAGGGUGGCUAGUUGAGGGGAGAGAUCUGUGAAAAAAUGCUGCCCCACCUCUGUAUUCCAGGGGAAUCCUCCACUGGAUCCUAGUGGAUCCCAUUCCUGGGGGUUAGGCAAGCUCCAGGACACUAAUUCCCAACUGUGCAUAAGCAUACAUAAAAGAAAAGUAUAUGAAGAAAUCAGUAUCUCUUCAGAUUUUAGGAGGUUGGGCACUGAAAAAAGACUAUAACCAACAGGCAGCUGUUCUCGGCUACAUAGCUUUGAUUAGCCAUUACAUUUCAUCAUUUGGAAUCCAAGUCACCAUUAGGGCCAGAGUUUUAACACUGCCAAUCAUAAACUAAGGAUUGGAAUGAAAUUCCUUUAUCAGGUCAGUGUUAUCCCAUGAAAGUGUUUCCCAAAUGGCUUGCUUUGUGUGUGCCAAAAGAUGGUAUGAGUCAUAGGUCCGACAAGCUGCUUGGCCUCUAGUUGUGGAGUUUGGGCAGAGGCUUGAAAAUAGGCACGUGCUUGGGUAAGAGUUGCUGAGACAGCCCACUGUGCAUCCAUUUGCAGUGUGAGGAGCUGCUUCUUGACGCCGGCACCUCUUCUCCUUCCUAGAAGAAUUGAGGGAACAGUCCUACAUAUUGCCUCUACAGGGGAGCUCUUGUGCUCUCAUCUCUAUUUGGAAGGAUGUGCCCUGACUAUUGGACCGACCCCCACUUUCCUAUACAUGUCUCCAUUGUAGAAGGAGAAAAAGGAAAUUGGGAGCUAGCCCAGGCAGUUGGGGAGAGCUGCCCGAAUGCUUCCUGUCCGGCUGUCUGGGAGGGAUGAGGGAGAAAAACUACAGGGCCACAUUCAGUUCUCAUAGCAAUGCUAGUUAGACUGCUUGGGGGCUGAGGUUCUUUCUCCAUCUCAGCUAAAGGCUUUAAGGGUGAUUGGAAAAAGAGAUUAGAUGCUCUUUAGCGUUUUGUGGGGUAGAGAAACUGCAGUCCUAAUGGCAGCUUCUCUCUCUUGUUCCUCCCUUAGAAAAAUGGUGCUGAGUGGGGGGAGGUGUGAUAACAGAUCCCCCCAUGUUUGGGGAGUUGAUGUGUGCUGGGUUAUGGAAAAAGGCUUUGGCAAAUGAAUCAAAGAAGUGGGUAUCUCCCAGCUCCUGGUUAUGUGAAAGACUCUUUUGGACCUAAAAUAAAGUUUUUCUGUUUCCACAAGUUGUAAGUAGAUACAGUGGUACCUCGGGUUACAUACACUUCAGGUUACAUGCGCUUCAGGUUACAGACUCUGCUAACCCAGAAAUAGUACCUCAGGUUAAGAACUUUGCUUCAGGAUGAGAACAGAAAUCAUGCUCCGGCGGCACAGCAGCACCAGGAGGCCCCAUUAGCUAAAGUGGUCAAGAAUAGUUUUAGGUUAAGAACGGACCUCCGGAAUGAAUUAAGUACUUAACCCGAGGUACCACUGUAUCUAUGCCUGGUUGUCUAGCAAGACCUCCAGACCAGUAAUUAGGGUGAUCACUCUAUAAUAAACUGUCUCCUUUGGGUUUAAAAUCCUGUCUAAUUUUUUAUUUAAGAAUCAAUCACUCUUCCCCCCUCCCUUUCAGGAGCAAACAUAUUUCUUACUUCAUCGGGGCUGAUUAAGCUGGGAGACUUUGGCUGCUCAGUAAAAUUAAAGAAUAAUACACAGACGAUGCCUGGCGAAGUGAAUAGUACUUUGGGGACUGCAGGUAAUAGAGAACAUGCCAAGGAAGUUUCCUUGUGUGUACUGACUAAAACCAAUGAAAUGUGUUAUUGUAGACAAUUGCUCUGAUGCAUUGUUUUGCUAUGGGCACGUGAGCUCUGAUGUUCACAUUGAUAGUCAGGUGCCUAGCCUUACCCAUGCUGGCUUACCCAUUCAUUUCAACUGGCACACAUUCCCUUGUGUAUGGGAACAAACCUCUUGACUUGAGGCCCUGAGGAAUCGCUGCCAGUCAGUAUAGGCAACUCCGAGUCUGACUUGUCAUGCUUCAAAGUUAACAUUUACAAAAAGGAUCAGAUGUGCUUUACAUUAUUAAAAUGCAAAAACAAAUCACUGUGUGGGUGUGUCUGAUUUCAUGCCCCUUCCAUCCCCCUCACCCAUCCCAUACCCUGGGAUGAUAAUACCAAUUUGUUAGUCAUGAAAACAGAGAGUGUGUGAUGCACUUUGGACAUUUAAUUUUUAAAAGAUCUAUUCCUAAAAAAUGAAUUCUAUUCCUAAAACUUUCUAGACAUUCUAGACAGCACUAGUUGUAUUUCAAAAAUCUUUAAAUAAUUUGCAGAAUGACUUUACCUUGGGAGCUCAUUUCGCACUUGCUCUGCAACAGAAGACUAAUGAAACGUUUAUUCCUCUCUAGUCAGAGCACAGGGAACAAAUUAUAUGUGAAACAUUAUUUGUUUUUGAAAAAGAUGAAUGGUAUUGGCUAAAGCAUUUUAUAUCAACGGCUGCACAAGUAAAUAAUUUGGUUAUGUCUAUCAGUUUUAAACUACAAAUCUGGUUUUGUAGGCAUCGGUUUAAAGUUGACAUAAAGUCUUAUUGUCGGCUGCUUAGUGUAAGAGAAUUUUAAAGAUGUGGAUUUCUGGCUCUGUAGCAGUCCAGCAUAACCACAGUUUUGCAAUUUUCCAUUGCUUGGGGCAAGUACAAAACUGGGAUGUGUAACUCUUUAGUUUAGCAGAAAAUAUCUGGAGGUGAUUCGUAUUAAACUUGUGAAAAUAUUUUUAAAGUAUUGACUACGUGCAUUUAACACAUUGUAACAGAGAGCUGAUGAUCAAAUAAGCAAUUUGUGCUUGCCAGCAAGACAAAACUUAUGGGUAACUUACUAUCUGUUGGACAUGAUUUGGUUUCUCAGAUGAAUCCCAUUUGUAGAAGACUCUUCUUCCUUUUGUUACAUAAUCUGAUGUGAUUAUCUGUGUUGUUUCAAAGCAUACAUGGCUCCUGAAGUGAUCACUAGAGCUAAAGGAGAAGGCCAUGGGCGUGCAGCAGAUAUCUGGAGUCUAGGCUGUGUUGUGAUUGAAAUGGUCACUGGGAAGGUAAGCGUUAUUGUGCAAGAUUAAGCCAACCUCAAAUACUCAUGAAGCUGUAUGGUAGUCUAAAAGACAUAUGGACAACCUGUGACCCAUAUGUGUGAAAUAGUGUUUCUGUAUGCAUGGGAGCCUGGGGGCAAAAGAUGCCCAACUUUGUCUAAAAAACCCGUGGCUGAAAUUGAGAAAAUUGUUGAGGAAUUGUACUUGGGGUUGUUGUGUUGUGUGUGUGUGUGUGUGUGUGUGUGUGUUGCUGUUAAAGUCAUAUAGGCAGGAGGACAAGGACUCAUUUUGGAUAAUAAAAUAAAAGCUCUGUUUUAUUUGCUCAGUGUGCUCUCCUCAUACAAAGGCCUGCUUUGGAUGUGGAUACUUUGGGUUAAUAAACUGUGAUGUGAAUAAGCUUUGUGCCCAACUGUAUUGACUCUUCUUAGCACAUCACAACAAGCCAGGGUGUCUGCAGUUCAUCAUAGCUUCCCAUUACAUCCAAAGCACCAAAUAGAACAUGCCAGCGUAAGGCUGUUGCGUAUCUCAGCUUGUUAUCCAAUGCCAUCCGUGAAAUUUCUCAUAGUGGAGAGAACAUAAUCAAGUCUGCUCCAUAUAUUUGUCUUCAUUCUCCUUUCAGUAAAAUACCUGUAUGUUAACUGUGUGUGACUGGAAGCACAAAUUUUUGACUGUCCCCACAUACAUAGAUCAGGUGGUAGUAUCAACGCGGAUUUAAUUCCUGUGUAGAAACUAAUAAUUUAUGAAGGAGCUUCUGUUUUGGGGGGCAUGCUGGACAGGAUACUAGACUGUUAAAUUUCCCCCCAGUUUGGAAUGUAGCCACUGCAUUUAUGUUGUGUAUUAGUGAAACAUCCACUAUGCUGUGCUCUGCAGGAAAGUCCAAAGAUAGAAGCACUCAAAAUAAUUGAACUAAUACUGAAGCCCCGUUUUGUAUUCAGCACGUGCAUUAAGCCAUCCCUGAGUUGUAGGGAAAUGUUUUGGGGACAGAACGUUUUGUUUGCUGCCAUUACCAGAGCCAAGAAAUACAGAAAACUCUCGGUUCUGAGCAUCUGAUAACUGCAGUAUAAAAAGCAGAACCUCUUCCCCAUCUGCUGAGUAUAAUUUAUUGGGGCUUUUACUGCUGUGUAAUUGUAUCCCAACAAUUUUCACUUAUUGCUGGAACACAUGUUUUUCAGAAUGUCCCGGUCUCUAACGUAUUUGAAAGAUAAUAAUAGGUUGUAAUCCACUACGGUUCUGUCAUUUCAGAAUGGCCAUUCUUUGCUUUGAGUGUUAUUCUGUAUCCUAUUUCAUUUUGGGCUUUGUUUCCCCAUUUUUGAUAAUGUAGACCUGUAAUCAAGUGUGUGUGUGUGUGUGUGUGUGUGUGUGUGUGUGUGGGAUUUAUGCAAAGAGCUGUAUCAUAUUAUACCCAUAUUAUAUAUAUGGAUAGAGGUCCAUAUAGUUGUUAUGUAAUGCUCCUUGAUGUGCAGGUUGAGUGUUAAUGUAUUUAAUGGAACAGGGAAGUAGCUAAUUUUCUAUAUACUGACAGUGGCGGAGCUUCAUACUUCGGCACUGGGGGGGCGGAGAGCAGGUGGGGCUGGGCUGGCACGUGUCCUGGGGGUGGGGCACACUGCCUGCAGGGGCGUGGUGCCCAGUGUGGGCAAGUGGGGGGCAGCCGUGAUGGCACCCUACCGGGACCGUGCUGCCGGGGAUGGGCCACUCCCCCCCCCCACUCCUCUUCCUCCGCCAGUGUAUACUGAUAGAAUUUUUCUCCAUAAGACUAUGCACUUGUUUAAAAUCCUAAGAGGAGCCCUUCUGGAUCAGGCCAAAGGCCCAUCUAGUCUGGCACCCUGUUCUCACCGUGGCCAACCAGAUGCUAUUGGGAAGCAUACAAGCAGGACCUGAGUGCAGUCCGAAUUGAAACUUGCACAGUAUGCUAUUCAAGGGUUUUAUGCUGCUCAUGGAGAAAUGCAGCAGCAAGCCUAUGUUAAAUCAAUUCAUUUGCAAGCUUACCCUUUCAACACUGAUACACCUCCUUCGUUGCAGAGGCCCUGGCAUGAAUUUGAGCACAACUUCCAGAUAAUGUAUAGAGUAGGGAUGGGCCAUAAGCCUCCCAUCCCAGAAAAGAUAAGCCCAGAAGGAAAGGACUUCCUUUCUCACUGCCUGGAAAGUGAGCCAAAGAUGAGAUGGACAGCUAGCCAGCUCCUCGACCAUUCAUUUGUCAAGGUUGGUUUAACUUGUUUUGUUCUAAUUUCCAUCAAGAAUAGGAUCGGGAUGUUAGAGAACUGAAUCUCUCUUCAGGUUACAAUUGCACUGGCCAGGAGCACAAGGCAGUUGCUGGAUCUGAUACUCUGAAGCAGGGAGUCUGCUAUAUCCUUGUGACUCCACACAGUUAAAACCCCUAAAAUGGCCAGGGUCCUAGAUCAUGUGGAGAGGCUAUGCACAUGGUAUUGCAGGUUUCGUGUUUCAGAACUUCAGCACCAACACAUGGACAGCAGUUUGCAUGUGGGCCUUCAAGAAUGCCAUCUAGAGAGCAGCGCCGUAAAACAUUGCCAUCUCCUUCACGUGGCUGUAAUCACAUGAGAGCUUGAAAAACUACAGCAGAGUCUUUCCUUCUUCCUUUAAGCCCUACUUAGACAUGUGAUAAUAUCAUGUGAUAUUUGCUGGCUUCACCCAUUCUGUCACAUCUCACUUGCUCAGCCCACGACCCUCCUUCUGCUGGAAGACAAAUGCUGUCCUCAUGUAGGAUCCCUGGCCAGUGCAAGUACAGAAGGUUUUCUACCUUUUCCUAUGUGUGGAGGGGUGGGGGUGGGGAGCCAGGAUGUCCCCACUUUCCUCUCUCACAAUUCUACUGAGGGUUUAGUGCCUUUAAAAGACUACAGAUAGCCAACCGGAGAGGAGAAGGAAGAGACAUGGAGUGCUUACUAAAACAAUUUUAAGUUUUAAAAGAACAAAUUAUUAUUAAUGGAUUUUCUUAUCCAUCCUUGACCAUGAGGUCCCAGAGUGAGUUGUGAUGGUUUAAAUAUAUAAUACUGAAAUCAGUUAAAAUGUAUCUUGUUAAAUCCCCCACGGGAGUGAGUAUUCACACCAGUAUACGUCUGGAAAAGCAACCCUAUGCAAGUGUUCCAUUUCCUCCCACAAUGGGGGAAAGUACUGGAAGAGGAGCAGUGUGUGCCCUUUCAGAGCUAGCUGCCUUUUCUCUGGGUGUUAAUGCCAGCCUAGUCUGUUAUAGGUUAUAGUGCAUUUCUGGUGAUUUUUUUAUCCACUAUGAUUGAGUUCAAUGAAACAUUAUUGCAAACAUUUAAUUAACAUGCUUAAUUCUUGGUAAAAUACUAUUACUAUUACUAUUACUUUUAUUAUUAUUAUUAUUCUGUUAUGAGCUGGGAAAGCAAACAUCUUUGGUGUUGGGCACUCCAUUCAGAAAUGAAAAUGGAAUGUUUUCAUGGAAUCAAAGAAUUUUAAGAGUUCAAAGGGACCAUGGGUGUCAUCGAGUCCAUCCCCCUGCAAUGCAGGAAUCCUGCCUACAGCCAUCCCUGGCUGGGCUCAAACUGCAACCUACUGGUUAACAUCCGAUGUCCUGACCCCUUGUGUCAGUGGUAACCACCAUUUUGCCUAUUGAUCUUCAGCGGGAGAGGUCUCAUGAUCAAUGUGAAUGAUCAUGUGUGUAUCUGAAGAAGUAUGCAUGCACACAAAAGUUCAUACCAAUAACAAACUUAGUUGGUCUCUAAGGUGCUACUGGAAGGAUUUUUUUUAUUUUGUUUCGACUACGGCAGACCAACACGGCUACCUACCUGUAAAUGAAUGAGCAGCGCUGUCUUUACAGAGAGCUGCAGAGCCCUCAUUGAACCUGUGCACAGUAGAUUUGAUUAUUUUUGUUUUCUCCCGGUCACUAUAACCCAUCCCAGGUGUGUACAGAUGAAGAAUGAAGUUAUGCACAAUGCGUGGCCUCCUGUUCUCUGGUGAAGUAUCUCUUAAUCACUACUGUAUGUAAUAUUUACAUAAAGACUAUGCUGAGACCCAGGAUACAGUUCAAAAGUUUCCGUGACUGAAGACUGCACAGGUGACCAGCGUCACUUCUACUGCUGCUCUCAUUCAUUUUCCUUUGGUGGGCGUUGCUCCCGGGACGAUGCCCACGAGUUCAAAGAAGCUGCAUGUUUCCGUGAAAGUGCCAUUACUACUGUAUAAUGGACCAUGACCUUAUUUUUGUUCCUUCGCCUCCAUUUCUCAUAUGACUGAGAACUGUAAAGUUAAUAUGUAGUAUUUUUGAACUUUCUAGGUUCGAAAAAAAGCAAAGGUUAGUGUUAUAUCAGGUAUUCUGGACCUUGUUUUUACUCUCCUGUUUGUUGAGUGCACUGACUGUGAACUUCUACCUUUUUUGUUGUUUUUUUAUUGGCCAGCUUGAUUUGUUAUGCAAAGGCUGUUUGAUGAAAUCUAAAGGCCUUUCCUCAAUAAAUUGUUUAUUUUAGGAA